GUCUCUGAACAAUAGACCGUACUGAGGCCUAAAGGGCUGAGGCUUGUGAAGCAAAGAGAGUUUUGAAGGCAGACCAAAAAUGUACCCUGGGACUAUAAAACACAGGCCAAAAUUCAUCACAGAGUUUUGCUGAGAAAUGGUGCCAUUGUUUAGAAAACCUGGACAGUUUAAACUCCCUCAGGCAGCAGGUAAGAGUAUGAAACCAAAACACAGUACAGAGGGAUCCAUCUGUUGACACAUCACACAUUCCUGCUUGUUUGUUUGUUUGUUUCCCUGUGGUGCAUAAAAAUUAGCCUCAUACAUUUUAUUUAUUGUCUAACAAAAUUCUAUGUGGCAGGAUCUUACUUUUUUAAAAUUAUCUUGCCUUGUCUCCAGGUGUGCUGCUUCUUCCUGCAGGAACAUUCUGGAAGGAUCUGUGUGAUAUCUUCAAAGUAAGUCAGUGCAACCAAAUUAUUUGAUUUUGUUGUGAUGGCAUGAUUACAGACAAUAAACUCUAAAACUUUUUUUUUACUUUUUUUUAAAGGAGAGGGCUACAUUUCCUGAAUCAAACCUAAAAUAUGAAUGUAGUGUAACCUUUAAGAAAGUAUGCUGAUUAUGUAUGGAAUUUUACUCAAGCAACCAAGAAUUUGGGAGGGAAUCUAGAUAAUUUAAAUUUACCCUUAAUCCCAUGAUUCACAAAGCAUGAUGUUGGUUCAAGAUGCAUGCAAAGGAAAUAUGAGCAGAUACAGAAAACACACCUGGAAAAGAGAGAGCAAAAAAUUAAAAGGGAAGCAAGCCUACAAAGACAAAAAUAAUGUUUCUUUUAUUUUAUUUUCACUUGAUUAAAGAACCAGGAAAGAUAUAUAUAUAUAGCUAAAAAACAAACAAACAAACAAACAAACCCGGGGGGGGGGGGGGGGAAGCUAUCUAUCAUUCUUAGACAUAAACACAUAAAGCUGAAGCACAUAAAAAUAGUAUGUUAAGAAAAUACAGUAUAUCAAUUAAAAUCAGCAUCAUCCAAGAAGAUAAAUCCAAGCUAUUAGAUUAAUUAUGGCAGGUAUAAAUCACUUCAUGAAAGGGAAUCUUUUUGAAAGCACAGGAAUAUCGCUUUAAAUUGCCAGAGGGAAUUUCUCUCUAUACUGAGAAUCACAUCGAGGGUAUCAUCAAACCCUUUGGGGAGCGAGUUCUGAAAAACAGGCAUACAUAAUUCUUGGAUAUAUCUUCAUAUAGGUUAUCUGUGGCUAUGAGUGCCUCCUCACCCCCAAUGUAAUAAUAAAAAGAUUGACUUUCUUUAAUAUUUGCUAUCAUGCAACCCAAUGCUAUGCAUGUUUGCUCAGAACAAAACUCCACUUCCUAGUAAGUGUGCCUCAUAUUAUUCCUAAAUAUAUUAUCUAUUGCAUUGCAGCAUCGUUAACUCUUGGGAAGAUUCACUAUGAUUGGUUUUGAGAAAGUAUUAUUUGUGCUAAUAUAAUAUUUACACCAGAUAGCAAUGGCUGCAGUUCAGCAAAGCAAUUUCCUCAGUUCCUGAGGCACUAUGAAGUACAGACGCAGUUUGCAAUGGCAUGCACCGUGUCCUUUGUGUGCCAGCAUGAAUGCAUGUGACUGGCCCACCAGGGACCAUAGCUGGGAGCCAAUGCUGGGAGCCAAGAUGAGCAAAUAAAUUUCAGUGGCCCCAUAGAGUGGCCACUUCAUGCAUCACCCAAAAAUGACACUGAUUUGCAUAAAACCUCCAUAUGCUAACGCAUGCAUAGGCACAGAUUUGGAAAUAAUGUAUAUCAUUUACACAGAAAUACAUCUCACCAUAGCACGGAAGACUGUUACCUUGUACCUGCUCGGUCUGAUGUUUGUGUCUAAGUGCUAACCGUUGAUAGGUGUGGGAUGUGAAACACAGAGCAGUCAAGUACAACAUCCCAAGAGUGGGCAUAAAAAGGGGGUGUCUGGACCAGCCAGUCGGAAUUUCCUGUUUCCUCCUAGGCUGGGACAGACUUCCUCUACAUGUGACCAGAGGUGGGUGUGGCCUCACCUGUGCAGAUAACAAAAGCAUAGGACUGGCCACCAUCUCUCUCUCUCUCUGACUACAUUCAUCGAAGAAGCAACAUCUGCUUAGCCUAAGAUGCUCUCUUGGCUUCCAGCUAAGAGGGGACAAAGGGACUAUCUCUUUAUGGGAUAGAUUCCAGGUAUAUUACUUUUGUAACUUAAGUCUGCCUUCUGGGAUCCAUCUGUGAACAGAAUGAGUGAGCGAGUAAACUCUUUUUAUACUUUUAUAGAAGAUUGUGUCGUGUCUAUUUCUUUUAUGAGGGACUAAAGGGGAAUUUACCAGGUAACUUAUUUUAGAGGCUUUAGAGAGCCUGAGCAAACACAUCCGCUGUGCAAGUUUAAAAAGGGGAAUGUUACUCUGCUAAAUUGUAGAACUUGUUAACACAAGUUGGAAAGGAUAUAAUCAAACAAUAUAUCAUCUCCUGCCUCCCUGAACAUUCCCACAAUAAGCAACUUCAAGGAACCCUGCUCUCCUUUCUUAGGGUUCUUUAUCUUCAAACAAGGCAGCAAAACCAGCUGUACCAGAGUGUGACACCUACAGGAGGCAGACCCUAGAGGAUGGCGCCUGCCCCGUGUCCGCUAAGCUUUCCUGCUGUGCUCGGGUUCCAUGAAGAAUCCUGUGCUAUUGCCAGUGUUGAAGUAAACUCAGCUGCCAAACCGUUCAGUUUCUGUACAUGAAAUGCAGGGAGGAGGCCAUUUUGUCAUUUGCCUCAGGCAGCAAAAUGUAUUGGGCCAGUCCUUCACAGAGGACUCCUUCAAAUAGAAGAUUGUCUGCUGUAAAGUAGGAUACAUGACCCUUUGGGGAUGGCAUUGGGAAGAAAAAGGGGUUGUUUAAAAAUUUGGCUACGUUGAUAACAAUAGGUGGCUUUUCCAUUCAUUGCCUUUCAAGAUAUCACAAUAACAGUUGAGACACCUUUCAGUAGAAAGCUUCUUUCCAGUAUUAACCAACCAGUCUUUGCAUAUACCUGACUGCAUGGAGUGACCUUUUCAAAGUGCUUGAUAUGCCCAAAAGUAGGAGGCAAGAGCAGGGUAACAAUCAGCAUUUGAAUGCCUUUUGUUAUUGCCAUUCUUUGAUAUUGACAAUAUGCUUUGUCUGUCAGCCUCACACCUGGGAGUUCUGCCUAUGCCAAUGACUAAUAGUGAUAUAAUAGCAUAAUAAGGGGCAAAGAUUGGAUCUUUCCUGGCAGAUCUAAAAAUGAAUUUCAAAAGUCAGCUUCUCAGACGUUUGUCAUUUCUCUGUUUAUGAAUGACUCUGAAAUUGAAGUUUUCUGGAAGCAGUGAAGAAAACCUGGCAAAUGAGCAGUUGCCACCUUUCAAAUUAUGUGUUAAGUGGUUCACACUUAGAUCCCAUUGCUCUCUAUCAAAUCUCUGCAGAUGAAUCUUCAUACAUUAUGUGUAAUAUCCUGCAAACCUGUGGUUUCCAACCAUAAGGAAUCUGCAGUGCAUUAUAAUCUCUGAUUCCUCCUUGAUAUCUCAUUACGAGGAGAUAUCAAGACAAAUGCAAAAUAAUAAAUAUCCUUGAAACCAACUGCUUUUUGUUUUGCAAUCUAAUCUUAAAUAUGGCCAAGAUCAGAAUAUUCCUCUUUGCUGUGAGUCUUGCACCCCACCCAACCUCAAUGGUGCUGCUAUCAGGAUUAGCUCUGGGCCCAUUCCAAAGAUGAUGAGGUUCCCACCAGCUCUGCACUUGGUCCCAACAGUGACAGGGUAAAGCCUUCCUGCACAACUUCCUUUGCACUAAAGCAGAAGUGGGGAACCUGUGCCCCUCCAGAUGUUGCUGGACUAGCACUUCCAUCACCCUUGACCAUUGGCCAAACCAGUGGGAGCUGAAGUCCAGUAACAUCUGAAGAACCACAAGUUCCUCACACUUACUCUAAAGUGCAGCAGCAGGAGGAGAAACAUGAGCUGCAGGUUUAGCCUAUGACUUACUGCAUGCAAAAUCUAUACUGUGACGCCUUCUACGCAUCCCAACAGAGUUAUUUAAAAAUAAAACGCAGAGACAUAUUUUCUUCCAAGUUUUUUAAAAAAUCACUUUCUAGAUGUACUUCACAGGGUUUAUUUAAAAAAAAAAAUGGCAAGAAAACUUGCUAUAUCAAACAGCUGUCCAUGUGGGAUUUGUGGGUUUUUAUGGAAGGGGUGCAUAACUUCAGUUUUUCAGUUUGAACAUGAAUUAUAGUUAGUUUUAACUGACUCUAGUGUUGUUAUUUAUGAUUAUGUUGUUUGAUUAUUAGUACUAAUCACUUUCUACAAAACCCAGCAGAUUUUUUUAUUUUAUAACGGUACAAAUUAGUCAUCCACAGCAGAAACACACUGCAUUAUAUUUGAUAUAUUUGUUUUAUUUCUCUUUAACUUUGUAUUCUGGCCUGGUAUCUUUGUAGCUGCAUGGCUAUCUAGAAGAACUUUUAUAAAUCUUUUUAUUUUAUAUAUUAAAAGAUAAAAAUAUAUAUUCAAAGGCGAUAACCAUAAACUUUGUAAAUAAAAUGUGCAUUUUGACACUUACAUGUUGAGCAUAUUGUGAGCAUCUUCUGUGAAGCACCCAGUGCAGAAUUCACAGGCUACAUUCAAGGGGCACAGAUAGCAUUUACAACUACCUUCAAAAAGUUACUUUUCUCCAGAAAUCUUGUGGUAUCCAGCCCUGAAUAUACCCAUAGGUUAUAUAUUAACUUCCUUUUGCCUUGCUGUCACUAUAUGAAGUAAUUUGGAAUCCAAGCUGCUAGAGACAAGUACACAGAUCUGCCAAAGAUAAAUAAAUAAAAUAAAUAUUUUUUUAUUUAUACCCCUUCCUUCCCGGUUCAGAAAACUGGGCUCAGGGCGGCUAAUAACAAAUUUAAAACACUUAAUUGAUGCAACAAUCAAUUCAUCAAUUCAUCUCAUAUCUCUUCGCUUGUAUCUGUGAUAUAAUCUUAUACGGACAUAUGAGAGUAGAAACAACCUCUGUGGCACACUUAUCAGGUGGAAAUAUCUCCUGAGUUCCCUCUCAGACCAUCCGGCUAGCAGUUUCUCCACUGACUGGUACAAAGCUGCCAAUGUCAUACACAGCACCUGUCCUGUCCUGUUUUACUUUGUCAGCAAAGCGGAUCAGGUUGUUUCUGGCAUUUUCACAGCUACUGAGCCAUCAUUACUGGAAAACUUUGAAGGUUAUUAACUAAGCAAUCUGAAGGCGGCAGGGGAUGUGGCAGGGCAGGAACCAAGUUGUAGUGCAUCUGGCAUAUCCAGCACCCUGCUGGGAUCUUGCUGGCACUGCAGGUGGAACAGGACAAGAACAAUCCUCUGUCCUUUUCCAGUUCGUUUUCUUUUUACAGUUUUUUCUCCCACAGGGAAAUUAAAUUGGAUAAACUCACAUGGUCCAACAGAGCCAUUCAAAUCCACAUUAUUAUUACAAUAUGGUGACAGGUGUGAUGACUCUGCCAUAUCCGAGUGCAGUAUUUCAGAGUUCAAAACAUGGGGGGAAAUGGAAUGAAAAAUACUAGGAAGGAUGCUGAGAAGAUGCAGCCAUUUUUAGCUUCAGCAGAUGUAACUUCAGCUUUUCAAAAGUUAAGAAGCAAUCUUUUGCCAUCUUUGCCGCUUCAUGAUAUUGACGAUCAGGAUGGCAAAACUGUAACUGUCUAGGUGAAACCCUGACAAUUGGAUAAUCCAAGUUGGAUAUCUGUGAUAUGUAUAGCAAGUUCAGAGAUGGACAAAUCUGUUAAUUUCAGUUUCUCUCAGCUUCACGUUUUUCCCAAUCUUAAAUUCAGUUCACCACACUCCUACAUCAGUUUGUAAGAUUUUUAAGUCCCCAUGAAAUUUUAUCAGCAUUUUAGUGCCCAUUUCUCCUCAUAUCCAAAGUUUUGUAUGUUAUUUUUGCAUUUUUGUAUAUUAUUUUCACUAAUAUAUGCAUUUUGUGCACAUUUUUUUUGGUUGGAAAGCUGCAUGACAAAAUUCAGAGAUGUGCAAAUUUCAGAGAGUAGCUGUUGAUGUUUCAGAUAUUGGUUUGGGGAAUUGCGCAUUAGGUAAAUCUGCAUUGCAAUGUGAAUCAAUUCAAACUUCUCCUCCAUCUCUAGCAAGUAGCAUCAACUGCCACUUGGUGGUCUGGACAUUAAUACUGACUUUUUGUAGAAUGCAGCAGCCUGAGAUUUGCAAGAAAAAUAAACAAGAUAUAGUGCGACAUUGCUAAGAUUUUUUUUAACUUGGGGACCUUUCUUUCUCUGGGAAAUUCAUGAUCUUCUUUUCUGUUUGUAAAGCUAAUGAUAUCUUACUCCUCAGAGGAUGGAAGACUUACGUUAAACUCUAUUUCAAAACAUUGCCUAAUCUUGGGGCACAAUCUAGGACAGAGUUUGGUUCAUGCUCAGGUCCCUUAAACACUUUAGACACAGAAUAUCUUGCUUGCUGACGUAGAAUAAAACAUGUUAACAAGCUAUCUGUUUUUUAUGUUAACAAGCUAUCUGAGAGUCAGGGCAAGUUCUGUUCUUUGUACUGCAAAUCUCAGCCGUUAUAAAACCUAGGCUGUAUUUCUUAAUCAUAGCAUGCCAAUGGCUUAUAUCUUCACUAUAGUAUAAAUUCCAUUCAUGCAAACAUACAGCCAAUAUGAAGGCAGUGCUUCGUGUCCCUAGAAGUCCUGAGAAAUGUUCUACCAAUGCAACCUUUCUUUUACUUAACAAAGUAUGUUUCUGGUGCUUACGGUGAGUAAUCACUUGUGGUUUUGACUAUGAUUUCGUAACCCUCAUGAGAAUGAACAUUCAAAAAUGACAACAGCCCAGCUUCCAGUCAUUGCAGGAAGCUAGGCUGUAAUGAAGAAAACUACAGCAUUUGAAAGAGAGAGAAAAUGGUGUAAAGAUACUAAAAAGAUAAUGUGUGAGAGUGAGAUAAAAACACUAGAUAUGAGGAUCAUCCGGUAAAAUCAAUGGGCAAUAGGUACAUACAUGUGUGAGAAAGUUUAUCAACAAUAUCAAAAUACUAUUGCAGAUGGUCCUCUUUGCAGACAUCUUUAGAAAAUCGCAGUGAAUGUUUUGAGCUGCUACUGCAAAGGUGGCAACCUUGUUUGUAAUGGUUUUAUUGUGGUCUGUCAACAGAUCACAAAUAAUACCAGUCAGGGUCCAGCCAGCUCUUGCUCUCAAAAGGUCUCCCCAAAAGAGCUCUGAGAUCUCUAUACAAAGGACGAUGCCAAUGAUAAUGCAUUACGUCUUCCACCUCCCCAGUACCACAAACACAUGUCUGCUGAGUAUAGAGGAUCCUUUUAUACUUUUUCCUCCAAAUAGGUUGAGGCAUUGUUUGGAAACAAAGGGAAGUAAAAGCUUUUCUAAGGGCAACAAAAGUUAGGGAAGUUAGAUCUUGAAAGUACUGUUGAAAAUAUUGCUCUCUUUCUAAUAAAAUAAACCAAAGGUAAAACGCUUGGAGUUGGCUAGCAAGAAUCAGCUUGGUGAGAUGGACAUUGGAGGCCCUAUUUUAGUGUGAUUUUGAUCCCAAUUUGAGGAUUGGUUUCAGAUAAUAGCAUUGGAUGAUGAUCUGUUGGCCAUCUAGAGAUUCAGCUGUUGUGUGCUGCAGGGACUAUCUAGUCCCCAAUGCUAUUUAACUUCUUAUGAAGCUAUUGGGAGCAAUUAUUAGGAAAUGUGGGGUGAGGUGUCAUCAGUACACUCUAUCUCUCUGUAACAUAUGAAUCAAGCAAGGCCACUGCCUUGACUUGGUGGUGGGUUGGAUGACAGCCAAUAAACUGACCCUGAAUCCUGUCCAGAUGGAAGUGUUGUAGAUGGGCAGUUCCUGAGUGAUCAGUUGCCUGCUUUGAGGGGUUAUCCUUCCUUGAAGGAGUGGAUUCAUUGUCUGGGAGUGCUACUAGAUCCAUCACUGGCACUAGAAGUUCAGGUGAUCUGUGGCUAGGAGUACCUUUCACAGCUGGCACUCAGACAACAGACUGAGCAGGCACAUAGUCUGGUCACAUAGUUCCACACCGGUGAGAUAUAUUUCUAUUUGAAUUAAAGCAAUUUCUAAAUUUGCAUCUCAAUUUGCAGCCUCUUUUGUCCUCUUUGUAAUGCAUUUUCUCCUUUUUGUCAUAAAUACGUUACCAUCCUUUGGUCUAAUCACUAUUAAAGUUCAGUGUGCAUAUCUUUGAUUGUUUUUGAAACCAAGCAUCUAUUGUACCUACAAGAGGGUUGGGAUCCUACAGCCUAGUAUAAAAUGAACCAUUUUGCACUGUGUGCAUUUGAAAGUCAGUUCCUCCAAGAAGAUUCUUAGCAGGAGUCUGCAGGUUUCUGUAAACAAUAGUUCUGCUUUUAUGUUCAUACAGUAUCCAGAUGCAACAUCCAGUUUAAACAAUGCUUGAUGUAUGGUCCACUGACCAUUUGUAGCAUCUCAAACUCUUUCAUAAAGCACCUCAAAUCCUAAGCAACUUUCUGGAAGAAAAGACAAUUAGCAAUUGCCUUAAUUUUCUGCAAGUUGCUAACUUUUGUCCUCUUGGCAUUUGCUUUUUUUUUUUUUUUUUUUUUGCAAUUAAUAAGUGGCUGUAUCAAGAUUGAUUUUCUGCAAGCCGCAAACUGCAGUUGGUUCUCUUGUGUGGUAAAAGCAGAUUGCUUCCUUUAUUGCAGGACUUUAUUGCAGGCCUCCAUUAUACCAGGAGGAAAGGAAGGCAGUAUUGAUGCAGUUUUUUGGGGGGGUGUGCUUGUUUUUAACCGCUUUCAGUCUUAUGUCAGGGGCCAAAACCAGUUGAUAUUAAUCAGAUUUAAAAUUAGGCCGCGGUCCAGAUUCAGAGUAUGGCGUGUAGUUGCUGGUCUCCUUCCAAAAAACCCUUGAAGAAGAGGUGAUUUUCAGCAGGAAACUGGCACCCAUGCAUCAUGCUCCCGAUCUGGAUCAGGUCCCUGUGGGGCUACUUCUCCUUCAGAAUAAAAGUAGUAGCAUUAACCAUGCUUUUAAAGAAGUGUGCUUAAUGUUAUUUGUCGCUUUCCUCUUGGAGUGUUAGAUAUUCUCAAAGCACAGCAUCAAAGUUGUCAAGAAUAUGCAUGUGUAUGACCUUAGGUGCAUAUAUGCGUGCAUACAUCUGGCUUAAGAGAAAAUAUUGUUUAAGAAAACCUGUGAAAGAUCCAGGUACAUCAUCUUGCAGCACAGGAAGGAGAGUGUCAGUGGAUACCAGUAAGGAUACUGUACUUAGAACAGAAGAGCAAGUGCCUAGGUUAAAUACCAUGAGUACUAAGAAGUAUGGUGCAGGAGCAACUAUGAUUCUACAAACCAUCCAAAGAGAGGGAAGCAGAGGGAGCUCUGUGCUCCUGAAUUCUACUGGGAUGCAGCUGCUCUGCUUCUAGGCUGCAGCCGCCGCACUUACCAUGAAGCAAUGUGAAGCAAUGGAGAGGCAGAUCUCAAAAUGGUACUAGUUUCUUGUGCCUACAUAUGUGUCAGGGAACUGCCAUCGGAGCUAGAGGCGGAGGGAAGGCUCCAAAGGGAUGCAGGAGAGGGUCCCAGUAGGAAGAGAGGCAGCCCAUCUGCUGGGGAAGGAAAUCAGCGUAACACCAGUGGAGAAGGGGGGCAGGUGGGGGAAUUGGGGAGGAGGCUCCAAGACUCUUCGCUGGAGACCAGCGGAGAGAGUACGGGUACUCCGCUGCCCACACCCUCCCUGCGCAGAAGACUUCCGUGCAGGGAGAGUAGGAGGAGACUUGGCGUCAAACAACUUUUAUGCUGGAAAAGGUUUAAGAAACGCCCACUGACGGAUUCUGCCAGCGACUGAGACAGUCACGAUGCUGGAGGCUGUUCAGUCAGAAAGGGUUAACCAGGUAACCUAGCCAGGAGUGGCGGCAACUUACGCACGAGCAACCCCUAAACCCAUUACAAUAUGGAAGAAGCAAUACUGUCUGCUUCCUGUUUAUAGAAAAUGAGAACCUGGGCGCAGGGGAGGAGGAGAUUAUUUUCAUGAUUUCCUGAAACCUGUCAACAAGUUUUGUUGGUACUUUGGCAUGGCAAACCAGAAAACAACAUCAAGCUGGGCUGGCUUAGCACACAUCCUGUUUGCAAAAUGUGGGGUUUUCAAAGCACAGGAAGCACAAAACCUCUAGUUUCAGUUGUCUCGGACAGUCUAUGACCCAGAUUUGUCCUUUUUUAACUUCUCAGUUUCCUUUUUAUUUUUAUAUUGAUUUUCAGACAAACACAACACAGGAAUCCCCUCUCCCUGCCGACAGAUGAGUACAGCACUCCGUACUUGAAAAGGGAUGAGUUAAAAGCUUGUCAAGUCCUAUUGCCCAACAAAUAAAAGUUUAUUUCCACAAGUCACUUUGAGAUGCUGGAACUCUUCUUUUGUCAAAACUGCAUGAAAUUUGUCUGAUCUCUUACUGGGUUUUUUUUUAUUUUCAUAUUUUCAUUGUCAGUUUUCCCAUAAGAAUUAAAUCCCACAAUUGUUGAAACCAUGUUUCCAUCAAGUUAGUAUUUAACUAUCUCCAAACCUUAGCUAUAGUUAGUCUUGUUGCUGUCAUAAGAUGAGUAAUGAGAUCUUUUGGAGUGAGAUCUUGAGCUUCUGAGUCCUAUAUUGAUUGAAAUAUUUCCAGGGAAAUGUUUUGAGUAGGGUUCAGUUCAUCCAACAGCACUGGGUUGGUUAGCAAGACCACCUUUGGGAAAGAGAACUCUGUUCCUGCAACAGUUAGCAGCAUUUGUUUGGGUGAUCCUCCUUAAUAAAUUUGUCCUUAAAAUUAAACAUCUUAAUCUAAUUUUUAGUUGUUUAGUUGCAAUUCCAAAGGUCCAAGGGUCAUGGGUUCUCCCUUAAUAGAUGCAUUGGCAAAUGUGGGAGGGGGAAGAAGAAAGGAAACCUAUAAUGUUCAUCAUUUCUACAAGUUACAGGAUGUAUCUGGCUAGUCCCACCUGCCCCAUCAAGAAGCAGCUGGGGAGCAGGGGUGGGUUUUGAACUGGGUUGAAUGGUGGGAAAUCCUCUUUCUUCUGCUGCAGCCUAUAGAAAUCUAGGGGCCUGUCCAACAUGGACCCGACCAAUGUUUUCCAGCAUUUGGUUCAGCCCUGACCGCCCUUUUUGCCACAAUGUGUUACUCAGAUUGCCUUGUUAUGAUGUGGUCGCUAUGAAUGCAGAGAUGGCCCCCACUUCUCAGGGCCAGGAAAGGAUGUUACCUGAGAUCCCAACUGGUGGUUGGGAUUUGCAGGGGUGAGGUUGCCUUCCUUAUAGUAUUUUUGUGGGCAUAUAUAGUUACUCUGUUGCCCCUGCAGGGUGGUGGAUUCUUCUAUAACUAUCCUACUCAGAUGCAGGCAGAAUCUUUAGUAAAGAAGGAGUAGGGAUGGGCUUCAUAAUCCCUCACAUUGUGAGAGGUCUCAGGGACAACAGCCGUGAGAGUGCCAUCCACUUUCAGAAAGGUGGCCUCCUGUUCACCUUUCCAGCACAACCCAGCAGAUAGACCCGGUCAAACUUUUUUCUCACAGCACCUGGGACGUGAUCUUCGCUUGUGUCAUGUGUAUGUUGUUUUCCUCUGUCCUUGCCCUGCUCCCACUUGCUGGCACAAACGAUAAACAACUCUGCAUGGAGGUAAUCAAGGAGGAGAGAAGAUGGUAUUUGUGAAUUGAAUGUAAAUGACGUACAGACAUAUUUCAGCAAUGUCUUUAAUCCUUGUUCAAUAGAUUUAUAAAAAGCCAAGAACAAAGGCAUUAAUUAGAAUCAAAGAACAGGGCAGUUUUGCAUUGUUUUGGAUGUGAGGAUUUCAAUUGUGAAAAAUAACUGUUGAUGCUUAGCACAUUUCUAAAUAUAAAAAUCACUGCAGUACUUUUUGUUUUGAUACUCUGGCUCUCGGCAUAAGAAGAACAAACCCACUGUUUCUCAAGCAGGGACAAAAUGCACACGAUAAAAAGGAAAUAAUGAUGAAGGGGUGUGAGUGAGUGAGAGUUUGUAAAAUGGCUUUGGAAUCAAAUCCCUAACACCAUCUGGUAAGAUUAUGGCAGUAUUCAGAUGAUUUUUUCAAAAUCUGGUGGCAGAUUAAUACUUUGAUACUGACAGCACAAUCCUACACAGAAGUAAGGCCAUUAAGUUCAAUGGGCCUUGCUCCACAGGUUAAAUGUGUAUAAGCCUGCAGCCUGACCAUGCUUCUUUGCACAUGUAAAUGCCCACCCAGUAUCCCAUCAUGAAAUACACUUUCCCCAAUCCAAAUCCGGAAUAUGAUUUGAAAUGGCUACAGCAAUUUUGGAUUCUGCAAUCAUGGCCAGUCCUACCAUUAGGCACAGUGAAUUGGCUGCCUCAAGAGGCAGUUGCUGGGCAAGCAGCACCAAGACAGUGGAAGGCUGACCUACCAACCCUACAUCCAGCCCCGCAAUAGCCAGAUGCCCUUAGCUGCAGAGGUGAACAUCAGUGUUAAGUAAGAUUUAACAGUCAGGCCAGUUGGCUUUUGUACAUAAAAUGAUUGACACAUCUCAUCCCUUGACUCAGGUAGCAAAAUGUCCUGGGUCAGCCCUGUCAACUGUGUUAUAGCUGGGGGAGUGGGGUUCACACAUUCUGUUUUUGGACGCAAUACAAAAAUGAAUAGCUAGAAGAUAAUUGGGUAGCAUUUUUGGCAAUUCUUGGGAGUAAUUGGCUGGAUACAAUGCGCUUUUAUAUCCAACACCAUAAGCAGGCUUUCCAUAAACAAAAGCCAGUUCUCUCUGAUCUUCGUCUCUUUGGGAACUACUGCUACCCUUUGUUUUGAAGAUAUUCACUAGGGCAUAGUUAGUAAGAGGGAGAAUUUGAAGGCUGUGGUGCCACACCCAUGCAAGAAGAACCAGUGUUUCUUCCUAGCACUUCUGCUUUUAAAAUAGAAAUAAUGUGUAACUGGAUUUAUUAAUUUUUAAAAAUAAGCCUACUCAUGGAAGAAGGAAUUAACUCAAAUUAAACUGCAGGGCCGGAUUAACCAUUUUGCUAAGUAAGCCAGGGCACAGAGAGCCCCAGUUGGCUUCAGAGUUAGUCAGAAUCUAUCCCACUGUAGAGGCAAAGGAGGAGAGAGCUGCCCAAAGCAGGCGGCAUAGGAACCAUACAUUUAAAGCACUUUUUUGCCUCAAAGAAUCCUGAGAAUUGUAGUGUAAGGGUGCUGGGGUAAACUACAGUUCCCAAGAUUAUUGAGGUGUGCUUUAAAUAUUUGGUCUGUAUGCAGCCAGAUCUUCCACCUCCACACUCCAGCCACUGCCUAGCUUUAAUCUUUGUACCAACAUAGUUCUGCUAAUGCCAUGGUGAGGCCAGUGCAACUCUGAGCUAAAACUAACGAGGAUCCUUCACACCAGCACAUCUCUGGUUUCCUACAGCGCAAGUGGAUUUCACAGCAAUCUACACCUUGGUGCCUGCAAACGAUGGGAUUGUGCUGAUAUUGAAUUAGCUCUUUAAUCAAACAGCAAGGAAUUUCAUGCCUCGGAAAAUAAAUAACAGCUCCCUUCCUUCCUUUCUCCUCUCGGGAUAAGUUUAUUGUCACCCACCUAUUAGGAAAGUGCAUUUCUUUCCCUUUGUUUCAGUUUUAAUGCAAAGGUUUAUUUUACAACGAUAGCCAACAGAAACAAAGCCAAACUUGUUUCAGCAUGCCUUCUGUAAACAAAGGAGAAGCUGUUGAAAACGGGAUGCGAAAAGGAAAAGGAAAAAAGAGCAUUGAAGUCUGUCUGCCUCUCCAUCUUUGCCACCACAUUUUUCUUAAACAUUUGGCAUCCCGGCACAGUGUGAAAGAAAGUAUUGUUCAACUUUCCAGACUGGUACUAAGGAUAGCUGAGUCUGGGAAGGAAAGGGAAAAGAUUCUAAAAGGAUGGAAAGGUAUGCUCUCCAGGUGUGUGUGUGUGUGUGAUGGCACCACAAAUACCAUUUCACACAUCACCCCCUGGCCUGUUCCAAUUAAAGAUUCACCUCUGGAUUUUGCUUUUAUUUGUUGCUAUUGUUUUGGCAACCCUAUAUAGCAGAGGUGGGGGACAUUUCUCAGCUCUCGAGGUCUACAUUCUGUUCUUUGCAGCCUCUCCAGAGUCAUGUCAUGGACAAGGCCAGAGACAAAGAUUGGGUGGCAAAAUGUAAAUGGUACCUUUGCACACGAGGACACGUUCUACACACACACUCCCACAGCCCUCUCUAUCUUAUCGCCAGCCAAGCAAGAGGCAUUAUCUGAGUUCAAUGACACAUCCUGGCCAGGCUCAGCAGGGACAAUGGGGCAUGUAGAGAUGUGGGUAUAGCCUUGGGAGAGUACCCGAGGGACAGGUAGAGAGAACUGGAGGACCAUGUUUCAUCCCAAGCCUGAGCUCCCUCACCCAAGCUAUAUAGUGUGUCUUUCAGGUGCCCUCCAGAUGUUACAGAUUACAAUUCCCAUCAUCAUGGGGCUGAUGAGAGUUGUAGUCCAAAACAGAUCUUGUCUGUCCCCAAUCUAUGUAUUAUACCAUCAUGUGAUUCCGUCAGUUCAGUUUGAAGGCGAACUCCCAAAAUUGUGCUGUGCUUCACUCUGCUUUUAAUAUGCACACACUACCUGUUGUGAAUAAUGCUGUUGGGUUGAACAAAGCAGUGGGGGAAAUGGCUUUCUCCUGAGCUGGGAAAUUUAUUGUUGGCAACUAUGCACAACAAAAGGCAGUUAGUUCUCGUAAGUCUCUUGAACGCGAAUCACAUCCUUCUGCUGUAGGGGUCAACAUUUGACUUGCCCACUUAUUGGAAAUGAGUCAUGCAGAACUCUGAGCAAACGACCAUAAGGUUGGGCUAUAAGUCUUAAGUUGAAUGGCAAGCUGUUUGGAUUUUGAAAGAAAGGACUGAUGUGGCAGAAGGAUUUAGCACUGCUUGCAUGCAUGUUUAUUUCUGCACUCUACUAAAGUCAGCUCAACUUCUGCAUUUGUAAAUAAACCAAAAACCACAUGCCUGCAGUGUUUCUUUCCUCUUUCUUUUUAAUCUUUAAAAAAAGAUGCAAAUGUUUGAAAAAGAACAACUAAGCAAGCAAACAUGCAGGUUCCCAGAGAUUGCAGUUGCAGCACUCUUUCCUUGAUCCUUCUGCUGCUGACCCACUCAGGGCUAAAUUAUGGUUUGGCUUGGCAUUACGUCUGAACCCAGUCUUGUGGUUUGUCUGUCCCAAACAAACCAAGAUCAUUGCUAGGUUGAGUGACACAAACAAUGAACCUGGGUUUGAACGUAAUGCCAAGGCAGGCCAUUGCUCUGCCCCCCAUAGGGCAGCAGCAAGAGGGCUGAGGGAGGCAUACUGCAGCUGCAAUUCUAUCUGCAACCUGCACAUUCGCUUGUUUGCAUUAACUCAGGGUUUAGCUUAGAGUUGCAUGCAAACUGGGCUAUUGGGUAUCAGCUUACUCAGCUCUGCUGUUCCUUCCACAUCAAGUUCUACUCAAGUAGCAGCAAACAUACCAGUGCAAUUAUCUACUGCAUAAAGCAGGGUGUAUCUCUUUCUCUUGUUAAUCAGUUAACCUUGGCUACAACAUCAGUAUUUUAUGCCUGACACCUGAAGCAGGGUGGGCUUAGCAUAGCUGGCUUAUUUUAGGAAGGUCUAGCCUCCUCGACAGAGGACGAGAUGGUUGGACAGUGUUCUCGAAGCUACCAGCAUGAGCUUGACAAAACUGCGGGAGGCAGUGGAAGACAGGAGUGCCUGGCGUGCUCUGGUCCAUGGGGUCACGAAGAAUCGGACACGACUAAAUGACUAAACAACAACAGCCUCCUCUGUCCCUUAUCUUCUGGCGAAACAACUUGUGUAACAAGGGGAUUUUGAAAGAGUACCAUGCAGUUUGUUCAAUUCAGUUCCUACAGAAUUAAACCCAGGCUAGAUUAUUUUAAGUCUGCAGGAAUCAGCAGUGAGGUUUUCUCAUGUGACUUACUGAUUGAAAGUUAAUUGCAAUAAUAUGUUUUUCAAAAAUAAAUAAAUCCUGGCAGUUCUAAACUGUAGUGCGACAGGUUUCAAAAGCAACUGUUUGGCUACACAACUGAUCUCCUAUGUCAUAUCUAAAAAGAACUUAAUCUAGUUCUCCGAUAAAGAAAACAAUGCCCGACCUGAAGAAUUUGGAGCAAAUGUUUCAGCAGAGGAAACACAGCCCAGAAGAACUAAGGAGAUAGUACAAGAAUACUUGGCUAGUUUAGAUAUAUUCAAGUCUCCAGGGCCAGAUGAACUGCAUCCAAGAGUAUUAAAAGAACUGGCAGAUGUGAUCUCAGAACCACUGGCAGUCAUCUUUGAGAAUUCCUGGAGAACAGGCGAAGUCCCGGCAGACUGGAGGAGGGCAAAUGUUGUCCUUAUUUUCAAAAAGGGAAAAGAGAGGACCCAAAUAAUUACCGCCCAGUCAGUCUGACAUCAAUACCAGGGAAGAUUCUGGAGCAGAUCAUUAAGCAAACAGUCUGUGAGCACCUAGAAAGGAAUGCUGUGAUCACCAAUAGUCAGCAUGGAUUUCUGAAAAAUAAGUCAUGUCAGACUAACCUGAUCUCGUUUUUUGAUAGAAUUACAAGCCUGGUAGAUGAAGGAACGCAGUGGAUGUAGCCUACCUUGAUUUCAGCAAGGCAUUUGACAAGGUGCCCCAUGAUAUUCUUGUAAAGAAGCUGGUAAAAUGCGGUCUUGACUAUGCUACCACUCAGUGGAUUUGUAACUGGCUGACUGACCGAACCCAAAGGGUGCUCAUCAAUGGUUCCUCUUCAUCCUGGAGAAGAGUGACUAGUGGGGUGCCACAGGGUUCUGUCUUGGGCCCAGUCUUAUUCAACAUCUUUAUCAACGACUUGGAUGAUGGACUCAAGGGCAUCCUGAUCAAAUUUGCAGAUGACACCAAACUGGGAGGGGUGGCUAACACCCCAGAGGACAGGAUCACACUUCAAAACGACCUUGACAGAUUAGAGAACUGGGCCAAAACAAACAAGAUGAAUUUUAACAGGGAGAAAUGUAAAGUAUUGCACUUGGGCAAAAAAAUGAGAGGCACAAAUACAAGAUGGGUGACACCUGGCUUGAGAGCAGUACAUGUGAAAAGGAUCUAGGAGUCUUGGUUGACCACAAACUUCACAUGAGCCAACAGUGUGACGCGGCAGCGAAAACAGCCAAUGCAAUUCUGGGCUGCAUCAAUCGGAGUAUAGCAUCUAGAUCAAGGGAAGUAAUAGUGCCACUGUAUUCUGCUCUGGUCAGACCUCACCUGGAGUACUGUGUCCAGUUCUGGGCUCCACAGUUCAAGAAGGACACUGACAAACUGGACCGUGUCCAGAGGAGGGCAACCAAAAUGGUCAAAGGCCUGGAAAUGAUGCCUUAUGAGGAACAGCUAAGGGAGCUGGGCAUGUUUAGCCUGGAGAAGAGGAGGUUAAGGGGUGAUAUGAUAGCCAUGUUCAAAUAUAUAAAAGGAUGUCACAUAGAGGAGGGAGAAAGGUUGUUUUCUGCUGCUCCAGAGAAGCGGACACGGAGCAAUGGAUCCAAACUACAAGAAAGAAGAUUCCACCUAAACAUUAGGAAGAACCUCCUGACAGUAAGAGCUGUUCGACAGUGGAAUUUGCUGCCAAGGAGUGUGGUGGAGUCUCCUUCUUUGGAGGUCUUUAAGCAGAGGCUUGACAACCAUAUGUCAGGAGUGCUCUGAUGGUGUUUCCUGCUUGGCAGGGGGUUGGACUCGAUGGCCCUUGUGGUCUCUUCCAACUCUAUGAUUCUAUGAUUCUAUGAUUCUAGUUUUCUGGAUCAGUUUUUACAGACCCUUGCCAUCUUUCUUACUAAUAAUAAGCUUUUUGAUAGAAAAUCAGAUGAUAUGCUAUCUCUAAAAAUAUUCAGGCAGAUACACCACCAUUGUCUCCUCAGCUAUUAUCAACCUGCCAACUCAGGGGGAGAAAUCCAAAAAUUGCAAUAUUGAGGAUCAAUCCAUAAAAAUAUCUCUCUCCCCCUGUCUGUGUAGAGGGGGAGGAAUAAAUUUCUAAAUUCAGUAUGGGUGGUAUUUUAAACCUGUGUCUAAACAUUAAGUAUCAGAAAACAGAAAACAUUUCAGAGAAGUUUUAAAAAGUUAUUGGAUUAAAUAUAUGUUACCCACAAACAUGCAAUGAUAUAUAACAGCAAUAUAGCAAUGGACAUAGCAUUGGGGUGACAGUGUGGUGCAGUGAAUAGAAUAGAUGAUAUGGAUAUGGGAAAAUGUUGGCUUCAAACAUUCUGAUCUCAUAUAUAGUAUUUACCUGGUGGUUUGGGGCAAGUCAUGAUCUCUCACGAAACUGUAGAACAUUAAAAAAAAAAUCAGGCAAUGUGGUGAACAUGAUGCCUGUGAUGUUUCUUUCAUGCCUGCAAGUCAUGACUUGAUGUUGCAGCCUUGCCCUCACUUUCAUCUUGAUGUUACCCUGCCUUACUUUUAUUUCCAUUUAAGAAUAGUGUGUAAGAGAUUAAAGAGCCUUCCUUUAUUUUUAAAAAGUAUAAAGAUUAAUGGGGAGAACGGAAGAGCUUGAUUACUGCUGGGAACAAACUGUAAUUUUCAAGGACUACAUAUUUAAAAUAUCAUUGUCCCUGAUCACCAGCAGCCUGGUGAUGGGCUAAUAUUUUGGUUGUGCUAUUCUGCACUGAUACUAACAUCUUCUUUUAUAAAUCACAGGUCAGUUGACAAAGAGAUUAGAAAAUGCUCCAGCAUGUGCCAAACAUCUUUAAUCCCCUUACUUGUCAAAGAAGAUAAAGGUGUUUGGGGGCAUGGGUCCAGAAACUGUAAAGAAACUCAAAGAAAGCAGGAAGUCAAACAUCUAUUUUUAAAGAUCCCCCCCCCUCCAGUUUCACCAUGAAGGGAAAUACAUCAAGAUUUGCAAGGACUCUCACUUACACAACCUGUGCAACUUUUGAAAAGGGACUCUGAAAUGUAAUGCCUUGAAAUUUAGAACAUUUAGCUUGGCUCUGUUUUAAAACUUUUGCCCCAACUCUAUUCACUGGUGCUUUCCCAGUUGUUGAUGUGAUUUUUCUUCCUUACAUACUAUCAUUCCUUCGUCAGGCAAGUUUAUAAGAGAAAAACACAAAGAAACUCAUCCUACAUGAAGGGUGACACAAGGCGGAGGCACUCUACAUAUAGCCCCAUCUCUUUUACAUACAAAUUUUACCGUGCUCCUUUUCCUUCCCACAUGGCUGUCCAGGUUUCCUCGUAACCAAGGUUUUCUGUUCACCCGCUUCUUACUCUGAUUUCAAAUCCUAGUUUAGGGGGAUUUGGGUUUUUGGCUUUUUUAAAUAACCUCAUAUAUUGAAAAGAGAAUCAAACUUAUUUCUACAUUUACUUGAAACAAGGACACCAUCUCACCUUCUUAACUCCUACACAUCAUCUUCUUAAUUAUCUGUAAUGAUGCUUUUAAAAUGUUCUGAUCUAAUGUUGGUUAAUGAGCAAAAGCUGAGACUUCUGCAGUUUUUGCAGCAAACACCAUGGUAAUCUCUUUCUUUUCUUAAGGCCUCAUCCUCUCAACUCCAUCUAUUACCCCCCAUUAUCUCAAUUCAGCUAUCAGUUGUAUCACCUAGUCUGUUAGGUAUUUAGGGCAAGACCAUCUCCUUUCAUUGUUUGCUGGUCUAUACAGAAGUUCCUGUUGUUGUUGUUGUUGUUGUUUAGUCGUGUCCGACUCUUUGUGACCCCAUGGACCAGAGCACGCCAGGCACUCCUGUCUUCCACUGCCUCCCGCAGUUUGGUCAGACUCAUGUUUGUAGCUUCGAGAACACUAUCCAACCAUCUUGUCCUCUGUCGUCCCCUUCUCCUUGUGCCCUCCAUCUUUCCCAACAUCAGGGUCUUUUCCAGGGAGUCUUCUCUUCUCAUGAGAUGGUCAAAGUAUUGGAGCCUCAGCUUCAUGAUCUGUCCUUCCAGUGAGCACUCAGGGCUGAUUUCCUUAAGAAUGGAUAGGUUUGAUCUUCUUGCAGUCCAUGCGACUCUCAAGAGUCUCCUCCAGCACCAUAAUUCAAAAGCAUAAAUUCUCCAGCGAUCAGCCUUCUUUUUGGUCCAGCUCUCACUUCCAUACAUCACUACUGGAAAAACCAUAGCUUUAACUAUAUGGACCUUUGUUGGCAAGGUGAUGUCUCUGCUUUUUGAGAUGCUGUCUAGGUUUGUCAUUGCUUUUCUCCCAAGAAGCAAGUGUCUUUUAAUUUCAUGACUGCUGUCACCAUCUGCAGUGAUCAUGGAGCCCAAGAAAGUAAAAUCUCUCACUGCCUCCAUUUCUUCCCCUUCUAUUUGCCAGGAGGUGAUGGGACCAGUGGCCAUGAUCUUUGUUUUUUUGAUGUUGAGCUUCAAACCAUAUUUUGUGCUCUCCUCUUUCACCCUCAAUAAAAGGUUCUUUAAUACCUCCUCACUUUCUGCCAUCAAGGUUGUGUCAUCUGCAUAUCUGAGGUUGUUGAUAUUUCUUCCGGCAAUCUUAAUUCUGGCUAGGGAUUCAUCAAGCCCAGCCUUACCUGAGGCCUAAUCCCCAAUUAGUUUAAUCUGUGAAAUAAGUGAUAUUUUUUAAACCCAGUAUGUCUUUGCUGACACAGCUCUUACAGACCUUAAACAUAUUCAGGUACAUGUGACAUAAAGCCCCCCACAAAAAUCCAAAAAAUGUUACAUCUUGAGUAUCUCUUCCUGCGAUAGCAAAACCCCUCAUUCAUUUAACACAUCACAAUUGAUAAAACACACUCAGUUGUGUGCUUCUGAAAAGCAACAUCAGAGAAGGGGCUGCAGUGGAAGCAGCAUCAGGAAAAAAACUCUUUUCCCCAUAAUUGGUAAUGGACACCCUGACCAGCAUUAUGAGUUUAUAUCUAACUUGAGGUGGUGGGGGUUGUACAAAAAUCUGCAGUGCACAAACUCAAGAACAAUGUCUGGUUUUUUCCUUCCUUGACUUUCAGCUUUCUCCAAACAAAGAGAUUAAGACUUGUGUUUGCUUCAUAGCUUUAUAAUGACCUUCAUGACACAAAAACCAGGAUGCCAGAGUUUUGGAGCCUAGAUAUACACAAUGCUGUCAUUCCACUAGACAAAAGCGUUUGGAACGUUCAUCGGCGUCUCCUCUCAAGUAUCAUUCCAGGACGGUGCAAAUUUUAUAUGCUGCAGUUACGCUUCCCGGUGGCUGUUCCAAGUCAUUCGGCUUCAUUAGCUCCUACCUUUGCGAUGUUUACCAAGCUGCGAGGAAACAAACAUGGAGGGUCAAAUCCUGCAUCGGCGUAAAGGACACGUGGCCCCAUCGCUCUCAAGCAAUUUCUGUACUGUGACACCGGCAGCUAAUUUGACCCAGAAUGAAUAACUCAGCAAAGGAUGAUUACGUCUUCCUGUAAAUAAAGAACAUCUGGCAAAAUGUUCCCAUUCAGAGCUAUUAAGCAUGCAGAGCUUAGUGACAUUUGUGUGCAGCCCCUACCUAUAAACACUGUCUCUUGCCACUGGGUUUGAAAAGUGGACUGCCUGGAUUCAAAAGCAACUCCCAGGAAAGUUGGAUUCUGUCUCCAGGCAGUGCCUGUCUUACACAAUGUUGUUUAUAGCAUUAAGAUUCCACCCCCACCCCCAGGGUCUGUAUGAGGAAAUGGCCUGGUGUCAUUUAAGUAGCUGUCAAACCACACCAAUUUGCAACCGUCUUUUUAAAAACCUCCAAAGAAAAUGUUUAGUUAAAUGAGCAUUAAGUGGUUUCCAAAGGUAACAUGUUGGUUACACAAGAGAUCUAAUUUCUCACAGCUCCUCAGCCAACCUGUGCACUUGAUUUUAGACUCCAUGAGUUCACAGUCUGUGAAGUCAUCCACAAAACUGGAAGAUUCCCAGGGGGAUUAUUUAAAUUUGAUCCUUCCUCCUCCAUAAAUCUGCACUGUGACUAUGAGGUAUUGACAAUGCCUUUGAUGUUUUGGAGUGUACAGGGCACUGGAGAGGGAGCUGCUUGUGAAUCAGUCCAGCACAGCAUCAACAUUUCUUUCCUGCCUUUCCAUCCAAUUCUAGGUCCUCCUCAGCAUGCAUAAUUUGAAACCAGCCAGCAUAACAGAACAAUUAAAACCUGAAUCUGAGGCUGAAGAAGGAAAACAGUCUUUAUAGGUUUCCUAAAGGCCAGAAGGGAUCCAUCAAUGAAUGAGGGUCUCGGCACAAGGCCAACAGCAUUCUGCAAAAAAGGGCAUCACCACUAAAAAGGCCCUAGUCCUUACAGAUACCAGCAUUGCUUCUUUACCCGGGCAUGGAAAAAGUGGGUAGUGCAAAACACAAAGGAAAAAAUUAAAAAAAUAAAUUAAAUUAAAAAUAAGUUUCCUUUCAGCAUAGUACAUUACAGGUCCCCCACCAAUGGCUUAAUGGUUGGGGUGUGGAAAAGGGGGCCUGGCCGCCUCACAGCAGGUUUUACUGCAGACUGGACUCUGCCCAAUCUCAGAAGCACUCUGCCUUUAGUGGCAAAUGGGGCAGGGGUGGGUGGGAGAAUAAGGUGAACAAAACAGGUAAGCAUCGUGAUUAAAAACUAAUACAUACAAUGUGACACCAUGACGACCCACUUCCUCCAAAAGUGGAAGGUGGGUGGUGCUGCAUAGGAUGCACAAGUUAGGAUGUUUCCAGGGUGCCUGGUAACCAAGGAAUCCAGCAGAGCACCGGUAGCAACCACCAUGGUAACAGCUACGAAUGCCUCCAAUUCCCACUGAAAGCAGCAGGGCAGAGAAAUAGGUGCCCAAAUUAAAAGUGCUUCUCGGAAGGUUCAUGGGAGCUUAGUCAGGGUAAGGACUCAGACACCGCAGCUCUAAAGGAAACACGAAAGUAUAACCACAGAGAGUAAAUAAUUGACAGAUCCAGUUGAAAUGUGGGCAGAGUUUGAGGUCAAUGGCCUCUCAGGCCAAAUUGGGUGGGCCACAUAGCUGAAGUUCUGGAACAGGUGUUACAAGAAGAUGAGCAAAUCAACCUGGCCACUUCACAUGCUAUAAAAUCCCCCCAUUGAUAGUACUUCUAUGCAGGAAUAAACAUGAAAUGUGUUUGUUGAUUUUAAUAUCUGGAACAUGCUAUAUAUGCUGGAAAUAUAUCUAUAUAUCUAUAUAUAAAUCCUACAUGUGUUCAUCUCAUUUUAUAAUCCAUGCAGGGGCUUCAUGUAAAUUUCUAUAAAGAUGUGCCUUUUAUUAUCAAUUAUUAUAAUUAUUCCUGUUGUUAUUAUAACGUAUUUGAGAAACUAUUUACUACCAUAGUACCCAAAAUAUUAUGGCAUGUGAGGCUGAGGGAGCAGUAUUCCUUGGCUAUUGAGUUCUGUUGCUUACCGGGUCGCCAGUGUCACCAUCUAGAAUGUUGUCAUAGUUCUAUCAUCCCUGACCAUUGGCCUUCCUGACUAGAUCUGAGAUGUGCUAAGAGUCCAACAUAAUCUGGAGGGCACCACAUUGACUACUCCCAGCUGAGUCUGUUACUGGCUUGGAGAACCUUUUCAAACAGAUUGGAAAGGUGCAAGGGUCAUGUUUGCUUGACUUAUGGCACACCAUUCUUGUCUAUAUUUAUUGAUGUCAGUCCUGAAUGUUGAUGAAGCUGGCCCACACCCUUUAGAUUCCACAAGCUCUGGACAAUGUGGUCCAUUGAUGUCAUAGUUGUGUCUUGAAAAAGAAGGGAAGACAUACCCAAGCGUCAUACCUAGAAUUUCAGAGUGUGAAGUUUCAAAACAUUGAUUUCACUUUCCUAAUGUCCACAAUCUUGAGUGCUUUAUUAUGGAGACUGUUUCACAUUUCCUGAAUAUCAGGGCACUGAACAAAAUAACGUGGGCUUGUUAUCCCAACCUUCUAGUUCCAACACGAUAAAUACUGGAAUUCCUUCUUUUCUACUGCCCGUUAUCUCUCUUCAGGUUCAAUUUCACACUUCUGAUUUUGAAGACUGUCCGUUCCGUUCUACACUUCCAUCUCCACUUUUCCACCUCAGAGAUCAUAUCCUGCAAUGUAGCAGCACACCAGUGACCCCAUUACAGGAUCACAGAUUCGUUGGAAAAAGUGUAACCUAGGAUUAAGCUUCCUUUUCCAGAGGAAUUUAUCACCAUAAUAUUGAUUAAGAGCCUUAUGCAUGUUAACUGAGAAGUUGCACUGAUUUCAGUGGCAUUUAAUUCCAGGGAACUUUUUGUAGAAGCCUGAGGGAAUCAUUUCCUCCUCCAACACUGCUAUUGUUAAAAGUGCACAGGGAGGUGACACAUUCACCAAUUUAACAUCCCAUCUGUUUGGGCCAUAAAUUUCUGAUACUCGUACCCUGGCUUAAUCAAAACAUCCAUGAAACACUUGCACUUUGGAAAGAAAUACAGUUCCCUGCAAAAAAAAAUGGCAAGGAGGAACUUUUUUGAAUUGCAUGAUAAGAACAUAAAAGCAAAUGGUGUUUCUUGGUAUGUGAAGCAGAAUAAUAAUAAUAAUAAUAAUAAUAAUAAUAAUAAUUUAUUAUUUAUACCCCACCCAUCUGGCUGGGCUUCCCUAGCCACUCUGGGCGGCUUCAAAAAAUAUAUAUCAAAAUACUGUAAUACAUUAAACAUUAAAAGCUUCCCUAAAUAGGGCUGCCUUCAGAUGUCUUCUAAAAGUCUGGUAGUUGUUGUUCUCUUUGACAUCUGGUGGGAGGGCGUUCCACAGGGAGGACGCCACUACCAAGAAGGCCCUCUGCCUGGUUCCCUGUAACUUGGCUUCUCGCAGUGAGGGAACCGCCAGAAGGCCCUCGGUGCUGGACCUCAGUGUCCGGGUAGAAUGAUGGGGGUGGAGACACUCCUUCAGAUAUAAUGGACCGAGGCCGUUUAGGGCUUUAAAGGUCAGCACCAAUACUUUGAAUUGUGCUCGGAAACGACCUGACAGUCAGUAUUGGACAAUGUGUUGGGACAGUCACAGAGCUGCCCUCCAGAUGCUACAGAUAAGCUCUGCAACUGACACCAGCACAAGCGCCAGGCUGGCUGUACUGAGGCCCUGACCCCAUCCAGGUGAGCUGUAAUGAUGCCAGUGUUGGGAAAGCAUCUCUGUGGCUCUGCCCAACCACAUUAGCCACUAUUGUAGGUAGUUAGGAAUGUGCUGUAUUCUAAAGUCAGAGCAUUGGUUUGUCUGCUUAUCUGUUUGCAGUAUUUUAUAGGCCACCCUGUACCAGAGUUCUCAAGGCAGUUGUUAGCAAGACAGAAGACAAUUUAUCAGUCAAUAACAAUAAAAGUAUAAAUACAGCAUUCCAGAGGAAAAACAGCAUAAAAAUGAAGGGUGCCUCCAGACAGCCACUAUUUUGCAGUAAGGAUUCGAGUGUGCACUUCAGGUGUGCACAUUUUAAAAGGAUUACAGGGCUCUGUUACCUUUGUGCAACAAAUCCACUUUUCAAAAAAAUAGACUUUGUGUUGGAAAGUGAUGCGGAAAUGCAUUGGAACUUUUUUAUGCAAUUGGGUGGAACUUUAUUACAUAUAUUAACAGCAACAAUCUACAAUUGAGGUCUGGAAUACUUGCUUCAUUGUACUUUUGAGUUUUAAUUUUAGGUACAGAUCUAUGCUUUUGAAAUGUGUUUUUGAAUGUUUUCUUUGUCCUCUGUGUUUUCUACCUUUGUAACGCUUUAUUUAGUUAUUCAUAUAACAAAAAUAAAAAUUGUAAAACAUUAUAGUAUGAGCAAAUGAUUAUUGGGAAGAUGUGUAAACACCCCACAAGCAUAUCAGGGUGAAUGCAAGAAAAAUACUCCUUGUCAUAUAACCACCCUGUAAACACAUCAGAACAAAUGCUUAAUAUUAGUGGCAAUAAUAAAGAAAAGUUCCAGGGUGGCAACAGAAAGCAAACUAAAAAUGCUUUUGCAGUUCGUCAAAACUAUCCAGCAAUAUCAAGUUAUAGCAAAACUGGUGCUGUUAACAGUAAUCCUUCUAGUUGGUUGGUAAUUGGUUCAGCAACUUCCAUGCACAUGACGUGUGAUGCUAAUUAUUUCUCCCAAGAGUUAAAUAACUAAUCAGAGGCAGCUACAGUUGCAAAUGGCAACAAAAUAUCUAUGAAAGGAAGAAGAGCAGGUUUGCUCAAGUGUGUUGCAGGUAGAAAUACUGUUUGUAUUGAAGUGAGAGCAGUAGGUUACUUGCUCGAAUUAACAAAUAAGAAAGUUUUGAUAAUUUUAAUUCUAGAUUAAAAUGGAUUACUUAAUUGAGAAGGGGAUUUUAACAAAAACACUGGGGCCUAAUUUGAAUAGUAGAGUGCCUGGUAUCUGGUGGGCAAUCUCAUCCUUUAUUUCCACACUGUGACUUCAGACCAAAUCACCUGUCAGGAGAGUUAUGAGAUUCAGGUGAGGGUCAGAUGCCAUGUCAAUCCCAGCAGGUAUAUAAGAGGCCUUCGCCCUGCCCUUUAACAAUAAUAUCUUAUGUCCUUUAGAGGAGAAAUUGUGAAUUGUAGAAUUUUAAAUACCCGUCAUCAUCCUUGGCUUCACUCAAUUUUGUUUAUAACACUCUUCCAUUUUCUUCUAGUUGUGAGGGUGGGUGAUAGAGAGGGGCCUCACAAGUGGAGUAGCCUAGGGACUCUCUUCAUCUAAAGCCGGCCCUGCCUAUAGCCAAUCAAAAGCCCUGGGGAAAUAAAACAUAUAUUUGCCUGAUUCUGAACUGACAUCAAGGAGUGCACCAGGCAAGCCUCACUGGGGAAGGUUUUCCAUAGCCAGGGUGCCAUCACUGAAGAAGCCCUCUCUCCUAAAGUCAUCUGCCAAAGCUGUUCAGAGGAGGCACUUGUGUAGGGGUCUCCACAGAUGUUUCCUUGUAUUACAAAGUCAAAAGGUGUGUGGCAGCUGCUUUUCCAAGAGUCACUCAGAGGUCUUUCCAACCCAGCAUUCCAAGGUGCAUUGUUAAGUACUUUCUGUAUACAACACAUAUGGUCUAACACUGAGUAAUGUCUUACAUUUCAGCAGUGAUGUGGAAAUUAAUCUGCACAUUGCUUCACUAAUUAUUCCGUGUCUUUGCUCUUACUGCCAAAGGUUAUACAACAAGCUAGCUGGUAGAAAGCAGUUUCUUCAAAGAAGAUCUCCAAACAAGCAUAUUGAUAGGUUUAUAGAUUACUGUUGUGAAAUAAAUACUUUUUGUGUAUUAUUAUAGGCACACCCUUCUUAAUUUAUAUUUCCCAGCCUUGGCAUUCAAAACUGAUUCUUGGGUUCCUGCUAAUGUGAGGUUUGACUCACCGUGCACCAGAUAGCAAGCCUACCUGGUUGUUCUGGUUAUGAAGGAAAGGAAAAUAUUUGCCAGUAUCAGAGGCUUUUGCCCAAGACAGAAAUUUCAGUACCUUGAUUGAGGGAUUCUGGUGUUUUGCACUGAGAUGGGUCCUGAAUUGUUCAAGGAUUAAUUUAGUAAAGUCUUAGACUUCAUGAGCCCAAUGCACAGAUUCGUAUUUCAUCAUUCUUAAUCCAUUAAGAUCAAUAGGACUUGAGCUGCUUGGAAGUAAACUAGCUCACUGAUUUCAGUGGGGGCAAGUAGAACUGUAACUGCAGCUCCAGACCCACUUAUAUGGGAGACUUCUUCAUGAGAAACAUGCAGAAAUUUGUGUUGUGAAUUUCCUACAAUAGGGCAUCAAAGGCAAUACCUCAAAGGUGAAAAUUUAAUAGUUUCCAGACUUUGGAGACCAUUCUUUCCAUAUUUUUAUCUCAAAUAGGACCUUGUUUUAAUUUUUGCUACAUAUAUGCAAUACUACAAAGCUAUCAGCUGAAUUUUUGGAACAUGCAUACUGACAGCCAGUGUAGUUCACAUCACUCGGUUUGGAAUGGAAGAAAGUCAGAGUCACGUAUGAAGGAGGGAUACAUGGAUGGAUCAAUCUAUUUUUAUUGUAGGUCAGUUUUGCAAAGUUUGGCCCUCCAGAUGUUGCUGAACUACAACUCCCAUGAGCUCCAGCCAGCAUGGCCAAUGGCCAGAGACGGUGGAUGCUAUAGUCCAGCAACAUCUGGAGGUCCAAAGGUUCCACACACCUGUGCUAAAUCAUAGGUUUGUUCCAUCACAUUUUUUCUGAAAACUUUGUUUUUAAAUGGUAUGCACUUUCCCCUAAAGUACACAUUUUGUAUCUAUUCCACUAAAAUACAUAUUUUAGCAUGCACUUUCACCUGUAUCUAUAUAUGGACCAGAAUGCAACUGGAUUAGGCAAGCCUCCAAAUUUCAGUUCAUAAAAUGUGCAGAACAAUGCAUAUUUUAGGUGAAAAUGCAUGCAAAACAUGUAUUUUAGUGGAAGAAUGGAUACAAAAUGUGUACUUUAGCCCAGUGCUCUACAGGCCUUAGUGGUGUUCCUCUUUAAAACACCUGAGAAUUAUACAGUUAUGUUUAGCUGGGGGAAAAAGAAAGCAUAAGAUAUAAUAUGUGAUCUGUUUCAUUCUCUCCCCACCACCAUCAUGGAUGGCUGUGAAGCUGGUCAUUCUGAGAGCAAAGGUUAUAUUGCAAAUAUAUCUGAUCUGACAGAGAAGGAACACGGAAUAAAACAUGUCAAAACUGAUGGAAAACAGCCAAUCACAGACUGGAUAGCAUAGUUUGACCCUUAAUGGGGUUCAAAUUAAAUCUGUACAGUUUUCACUCUCAUUAUAAAAGAAAUAUAGGAUUAAUUUUAAUUAAGUGAAAUUAAAUGCAUCUGUUUACUUUGUAGUGCAGUAUGUUUUAGGUUGAAAAAACCAAUAAUGGGCUUGUGGGAGUCAAAAGCCAAGGAAAUGUGACUUUAAAAAAAAUAUUUUGCAGGUGGGGUUGCUACUUUUGUUACUGGCCAUAGGUCACAAUAUAUUGCUACUUGGACAGUCUAACGACAUAGAAUAAUUUGUUUUUCUAUUUGCACUGUUACAGGCUUUUUGCAUCUGGACUUUGUGGUGUUAUCUGCCUUUCUAUUUUCUAUUCAUUAUCCAACAUGUGAAAUGCAUUAGUUGUUGGGGAGUACCAGCCAUUUUCAGACAUACUAAGCAUUCAACUUUGUUUUGUUUUGUUUUGGGCUGAUUUCUCGAAGUCUGUAAACACUUACAAUUGAUAAAUUAAUAACUAGUAAUCUCAGCCCUCCAGGGAUAUAUGGAACAAUAGCUGAGGGAAGUUACGGUAAUCUAUUAAUUCACUGGUCUAUCAAAUCCCAUCUUAUCCCGUUUACUAUAUGUAAACCCCAAGCGUCUACUUUUCAGCUCAGUCUGUUGCUUCUCUCUAAUCACACUUCCGUGGGAAGAAGUUGCAUGGAAAUCAAUGUGAAGUGUUUCUACAAGUGACAUGCAAAUACCUCUAGGAAAAGUUCCACAACAGAAAGUGCCAGUUAGACUAGUUUUUACAACUUUAGUGAUGAAGUUGUAUGGCAAAAUGAUCAGUGCCAUAGUCAUCUUUACACUCUUGACUGGGGUCAACACUCCUCAUGCUAUAACAGCAAUGAUUAUUAUUAUUUUAAAAAAUAUCUGUGUACCAUAAAUUGGGGUGGACACAAAUUUGAGUGAGUCAUUGGCCAAUUUCAGGUGGAUCAACUAGUUCCUGUGGGCUACUUGGAAUUUUGCAAAUAAUUCUAGUUUGCAAGAGCUGGGAUAGCUCAGUCAGUAAAGCAUGAGACUCUCAAUCUCAGGUUCGAGUCCCACAUUGGGUGAAAAGGGGGUUGGACUAGAUGACCCUUGUGGUCCCUUCCAAUUCUGCAAUUCUAUGAUUCUAUAAUCCUGCAAGACACUUCUUUUAUUUGUAAGGAAGACUGUAUACCGUGGAUCACUUAAAAGAGAUUAGUUCUGCCUUAACUAUUACAUUAUCCUGAAUAAGCUUUCUUGAUUUGUAAAUCAAAAACACAGGUUGUCUAGUAAAAGAAGAAGAAGAAAAAGAACAUUAUGCAAGACAUAUCAGCUGUGCACAAGACCCUCUAAAUAGGCUGUAGCACAUUUAAUCUUUGUGUUACUGCAAGCUAAAAUGGUUAUUUUUCUGGAGUAUACCUAUUUCGUAUAUCUGCUUAAAUAUGUGACAGCAAUAUCCUCAAAAGAAUGUUGGCAUACUUGGGAAAAGCAAAAAGAUGAAGACAUUCCAAGGUCCAGAUUUAUGACUCUUAAAUCAGGAACAUUAUUGCAUGGUAUGUCCCAGAACAGAAGAUCCUGACACCACAAUCACACCAGUGACUCCAUUAAUCUGCAGUGAAGAUUAUGUGGCUCAGGGUGAGCUCACGCAUUCAUGCCCAUCACUCAAUGACUUCAGCUUCCGUCUACAAAACAUAACAAUGAACACAAUACAUGGAAACAGUUCACAAGUCCAGCUGUAAGAGUAAUAGUCAACGAAGUUAUGUUGAGAGUAGACCCAAAGAAAUUAAUCACCCUUAGUCAUGUUUAUUAAUUUCAUAGUGUCUACUCUGAGUAAACCUUUGCUGACUACCACCCAUAGUCAUCAAGUGUUGUGAUAUCAAGUAAAGGUAAAGGGACCCCUGACCAUUAGGUCCAGUCGUGGCUGACUCUGGGGUUGCGGUGUUCAUCUUGCUUUACUGGACGAGGGAGCCAGCGUACAGCUUCCGGGUCAUGUGGCCAGCAUGACUAAGCCGCUUCUGGCGAACCAGAGCAGCGCACAGAAACGCCGUUUACCUUCCUGCCGGAGCGGUACCUAUUUAUCUACUUGCACUUUGAUGUGCUUUCGAACUACUAGGUUGGCAGGAGCAGGGACCGAGCAACAGGAGCUCACGCCGUUGCGGGGAUUCGAACCACCGACCUUCUGAUCGGCAAGUCCUAGGCUCUGUGGUACCAAGUAGGAUACAUUUAAUGUAGCAACUUUGUCAAUUUCAGUCUCUCUCCAUUACUUAUUUUUCCAAUCUUGAAUUGAUUUUUCCACAUUUGCUCAUAACUAGUGGUGUUGUUAUGUGCUGUUUGUUUGUUUUUUUAUCCUCAUUAAAAUAUGUCAGCAUUUUACUGCUAAUUUCUCCAAAUAUACACAUUUUUGCAAGUUCGCCCAGAAUAAUGCAGGUUUCUUUCCACAAUUUUCAUUAAUAUAUGCAUUUCAUACACACUUUGUUUAGCUGGAGAAUUGUGUCUUGGUUCACACAUCGGUCUGAGAAGUGCAAAUAGGGGCCUUAUCCACACUUCCUCUUGUCCUGCUCCUUUCCCCUGGGGAAAACUGCUCUUUAGUGCUCAAUUGAAGCAAACAGCAAUCAGGUUUCCCACAUAUUGCCAUUUGUUCUAGUUUAAAGCUAAAGAGUGGGUUUUCCCUGGGAAUGGAGUGGGGCAAGGGGAAAUCCACUGGACCAGGCAUCCCCAAACUCGGCCCUCCAGAUGCUUUUGGCCUACAACUCCCAUGAUCCCUAGCUAGCAGGACCAGUGGUCAGGGAUGAUGGGAAUUGUAGUCUCGAAACUUCUGGAGGGCCAAGUUUGAAGAAGCCUGCACUGGACCCAUGCUUUCUGGGUGCAGGGCAAGUGAAGUGUGGAAGAGCCUCUAUUUGUACUUCUUGAACCGAUUUCUCCCACAGUCCAAGAAAAGCAUAUGGAAAAAAUAUGGAAUUUGAGGGCUCUGGUGGGAAUGCACCUGGAGCAGUGUAGAAUGCAGUGAAAGAACUAGCCACUCUUUCUCUGAUUUCCAAAUGGACAUGACCUGUAUAAUAUGUAUAGUUUUUCCUUACAUCUAUGAAAGAUAAAAAGAAAAGGAUUCUGGGAUUCUUAGUCCCCUCUGCUUGAAUAGGCACCAUUGAUAUGCAGAAUACUCUGGAAGAAAAUUGUUAAAAGGCAGAGUCAACAAAACAUACCACGAAAUUGAGGGCAGAGGAGAGCUGAGAUAAAUAAAAAAAGGUUAGGUAGAUUUGCCCUGUUUCUGAGGGCAACCCCAACCUUUGUCCCUUCUUUGCUAUUUCCUGUUUUGUUCUGGACCCUCUUUGGCCUUUCUUAGCGUUGUGUGUUUUGACUAUGUGACCACUUCACCUCUUUCCCACAAUGUAGCAACUGGGAAAUGGACUGAAAUGGGACAAUUAGCCAUUUGAAUCGCAGCAAAUACCUCAGGUCAGAGGAGCACCAUGCUCCCAUUCACAUAAUAUUUGAAAUAACAUGAAUUACAGUUCAGCUGCCUCCAUUUCAAGGGCUUGGUAAAGUGGGCAUGCAACAAAACCUGACUCUGUUGUCAUGACAGCAAGGGUCAGCAUCAGAGAAUGGGGUCAUGUUUAAUGCUCUAGAAAAUGAGUGAGGGCAUAAAAUCCAAGUGGACAUGAAAACAGAAAGGUGACGUAAACCACAAUAGCAAAUCAGUGUUACCCCUGCAGAUGUAAACUACGUCAGGCUGGGGGAUCUAGACAAAAUGUCUCGUAAUGGAAACAAAAGGUUCACCUGUAACUUUGAAUGGAGGAAAUGUCAUAAAUAAAUAGUGCUAUGAGUUUGCUUUCUCACGUGUGUGACUGGAUCAGUCACUUUUGGUUUGUCCUAAUGUGUCAACUGAUUAGAGUUUGGGAUCUAAAAAAAGGAUUGUAGUUCAUUUAAUGCAGCACUGAGGGACCUGGCUCUCCAGAUGUUGUUGGACUUUGGGCCCCAUCAGCUCCGGUCUUCGUGGUCAAUAGGGAUGAAAUGAGUUAAAGUAGUCCAGCAGGGACUACAGAGUUUGCAGUCUUACACCCCACUUCUUAAUGUGGAUGGUGAGUGGGCAGUUCACCUGCAGAAGUAGUGUCUGUGAUGAGUGUUUGACAGAUUGCGAAACCAUCUGAGAAACAACAGUUUUGUAUCUUCAGUCAAAGAGAAAUAGACAAGGACAAAGAGGAAAUGACUGCUGAAAGUGAAGCACCUUUGAUCGUCUGUCUAGGGCCAUGGUUCCUAACUUCAGGCACAGGGGGGCAAUUUGAUUUUUAACAGGGGCAAUUUGGGAAUGACUUAUUAACAGUGAAUGGUCUUUUAGGCUUCCUCCACGUGGGGGGGGGGGAUAUCAGGAUUUUAGAGAUGCUUAGGUGGGGCAUGGCCAAAAAAAGUUUGGGAACCACCAGUCUAGAGGGCUCUGAGGCAGAGUAGUGAAUCUGCUGCCUUGUAGGAAUGCUUCCUUGCCUCCUUUUAUGAUCUGCUUGUUUAUUUGUAAAGUUAUUAUACCUUCAGUUUCCAGCACUUUAUUGCAUUCAAAGGAAACUGAGGUAGCACUGGCUUGGAAAUGUCUCAGCACUCAGAGAAGGGUAUACAAAGGAAAUGGUUUUAUCAUGGUACUAGACCACUUGCCUCUUAGUACUAAAAGACCAAUGUUUUGUCAUGGUGCUUAUUAACAGCAAGCAGUUUAGCUCUUCAUACUAAAAGACCAGUGUUUCAGAACAGCAGGAGUGAGGCCUUAGAAAAGUGGGAGGCCUCCAUCAAGACCUAAAAAUCUAAAUACAGGCACAAAUACAUACAUGUGCUGAACAGGAAUGGGUUUCAAGAAUCUGUUUGGUCCACCCUACACUGAGAUGAGAUUUUUAAAAAAUCAAUCCUAACUACCUCGCAGAGUUUCCUCAAACAAAUUUUCAUUCCACAUGACCCAAUAAGGCUCCUCAAGAAUUAAAAUCAAAAAUACAAAAAUGGCAAGUCAUUACAGUCUGCCUGGGGGAGUAAUGGGAACAAUGCCACAGCCUCUCUGUCCAAUUUAAUUUACAGAGUUGUUUUGAAGAUAAAAUGAAUUCAUAUACGAUAAAUCUGUUUUCCUAAGCCUCCGAAAUAGAAUUGGGAAGAGAUAAAGUGUAGCACAGUACCAUUUGCCUAAAUGACUUGAACUCUCAUUCGGACUUUCAUCUAAGGGCAAAGGGGCUAAAAGUGGGGAGCAGGCAGGGAUGCAUUUGUGGGCCAUGCCCCCUCCCACACCUGCUUGUCCUCUGCAGACCUUCCCACAUUGAGAUGGAAGGUCUGAAGGGAGAUUCUGAGGGUAUUCAACAGAACGUGCUUAAAUCUUCCCUCUGAUCAGGAAGCCUGCCAUUUUAGGGUUCCUAAUCACAAAAAAGAACCUAAAUGUGUUCACCCAAACCUGUUUAGAUUCCCCAUUGAUAUUCCCUCUCAACAUGGAAAAGUUCUAAGAUGUGCCAGUGCACCUGAUAACACUGAGGGCAGGCUAGCAUGCAUAGCUGUGAGUCCUUCUCAUGGAGGCAUUACUCUUGACAAUUUUUGCCUUGUAGCCUUGAAAGCCUUGCACAUUUUAGUCCAACUGAUUUCAGCGGGAUAUGUUGCAAUGCUGUACCCACUUACUUGGCAGUAAGCCUCUUUUAACAUAAUAGAAUUUACCUCUAAGAUAUGUACACCAUCGCUGUCAACUUUUCCCUUUUCUUGCGAGGAAUCCUAUUCGGAAUAAGGGAAUUUCCCUUUAAAAAAGGGAAACAUUGACAGCUAUGAUGUACACCCAGUUCCUGCUAUCCCAACACAAUGCUUUCUUAGGAAAUCGCUUCUUAGGUGAGUGUUUGCAUAAUGAGUUGAAAAUUUCCAUGGAUUCCUAUGGGAAAAUUAUUAAUGCGUUUCUGACCACUGAAAUCUUGCAAAAGGCAAACAAGGGAGGAAAAAACUGCUAUUUUAUUUGCCCAGUCUCUGCCUCCUUACUUCUCCCUCCCUCCCACCAUGGAUUCUGGCAAAACAGCUGCCAUGGACUAGCAAAACACAAAAAGUAAGGCUUGUUUAAGUCACCUUAUUUGUUUACAGCACCACACACAGGUCCAGCUAUUUGGAUAUCUGAAUCUGAGUACAGAGAACUUUGGGUAUUAAUUACCCAAGUUUGGAUAAGUGAAUUUUCUUAUAAUGAGUGUUUGGAUAGUGGGACCCGUGUGUAUAGGAAUUUUGCUUUUAAGCAUGUAAAAAUGCUUAACUUUGGCCAUACAGUGAUCAUGAAUUUCACUAAUAUAUAUUUAUUACAUUUCUAUACCACCCUUCAUCCGGAGGUCCUAGGGCAGUUCACAACAGAAAAAUACAGAGAAAAAUGGAAUGUAAAUUUCUCUUUCAGAUUCCUGACUCUUUGUGGCAUAAUAAGCCACUGCUCUCCACUGAAAUUCUACUCAUCAUUAUGUGAGUGUUUAACAUUUUCAACUGCUUUACUUACAUUGUAAUUAGAUGACGGAAUAUCACCAAACAGUUAAAUCUGCUCUCUCUAUUGUAUCUAAGCCAACUUUGGAUAAGACCUUGAAUCUGGUUUUAUCACUUUGCCAAUACAAACUAAGACCACUAGGUUUGGCUGUAAUAGCAAGUUGUGCUCUGAUGAAGUCCAGGCAUUUCUCUUGCUGUGGCAACAAUCACUUCGCAAAGCUCUCCUCUCAGUGAUUCUGAAAGAUUUACUGUAAUGAAGGGUUUACGAAGCAGAAAAUACAUAGCUGGCUUUUCAGAUACUAGGUGGAGGAAGCAACUGGGAAAGAAAAACAUGCUUGUUCUGAACAGUACACAAAGCCAUGGGUACAGAGGAAAUUGUGGUGAAGAACAUGAGACAUCAAGGUGUCAUUUCUUCUCCGAUAUUUUCUUACCACUAUCACUUUUUUAAAUAAAAUAUGUUGUUGUGAAACAGAUACAAAUAGAUUCUUGGGAUGCUAAUGCUUCCCGCAUGAGGCUCUCAGUUCCCAAUGUGUCUUACUGUCUAUGUUUCCAUAGAAGCUCUGGUUAAUUUACCGUAUUUUUUGCUCUAUAAGACUCACUAUUUCUCUCCUAAAAAGUAAGGGGAAAUGUGUGUGCGUCUUAUGGAGCGAAUACAGGCUGCGCAGCUAUCACUGAAGCCAGAACAGCAAGAGGGAUUGCUGCUUUCACUGCACAGUGAUCCCUCUUGCUGUUCUGGCUUCUGAGAUUCAGAAUUUUUUUUUCUUGUUUUCCUCCUCCAAAAACUACAUGCGUCUUGUGGUCUGGUGCGUCUUAUAAAGAGAAAAAUACGGUAUGUUUGCUACCAUUCCAUUACACACUCCAUUUGUAGGAAAUGAUUCUGAUGCCAUUUUACAAUUUGUUACAAUAGAAUAAGCCGCUGUGAGUCCCUUUCAGUUAGAAAUAUGAACAUAUGAUACUGCUUUGCACUGAUACAGAAAACAGAGCCAUUGAGCCCACUAAUUACUACUUUUUCAAUCAUUCUCCAACACUUCUGGAAGAGACCAUUCCCAACCCUAAGACCUGGAAACACCAGAGAAUGAAGCCUAUGUCCUACUGCAGUGAAAAAACAUUUGCUCUGGACCUGAGCUAAUGUCUUUUCCAUAUAAUAAAUCACAAAAAAUAGAUUUUUCUACAUGUAUACAUUUUCAUACUUGGGUUUCACUCAAAAUGUAAAUUUCAGUUUUGCAGUAAAUUUCUGGUAAGGAGCCAUCUUGGAGAAUGAAUAGCCUCCAAAAUGGUAACUGUAAAAACUUUGGUCAGUGCUUUUUGUAUUUAAAACAGCCUACCACAUUAGAGAACUGUGUGGUGGUGUUUAUGUGGUUUUUGACAAUGAGCACACUUUGUGAAUAAUAUAACUCAUUUUAAUCAUAUUUAAAAACAUAGUAUUAAUGUCUAAUUUUCAUGUUUCCAUUUUAGAGAUGCAAACUGAUAUCGUUACCCUUCAGAACUGAAUCAGUCAUAACUAGGCUUGCCAUAUCUCAAAAAGUGAAAAUCUGGACACAAAAGGGUUUUUUGGAUAAAGCUGUUGAGCUUUCGGAGCUAUUUUUAGGGGAAAUCGCCAAAAUGACACAGCCGACAUGGGUUGCCAUACAUCCAUAUUUUCCUGGAUGUUUCAGUGAUUUCCACCUAGACACUGUUCCCAAUGGCCAGAUCCCAGCUAUGUCUGGGAAAUUCUGGAUGUAUGGCAACCCUACAUCAACGUUCUUUUGAUUGGUCUAGUCAUCUGCUUUUGGGGAAGACAUCCUAUACUAGACCAGUCAUGGUGCACAUCCAAACCUUAAAUUCUUAUUCCUGCUCUUAAUCUAUCCACUGGGUGAGUAUUGUUUACAAAUGCUUUGUCCAUUCCAAAGUCUGGCCUAAAAGCAACACACACUGCAAGCUGACUGUCAUGGUUGCCAUAUUUGGAGACAAGCUGAUCAGUUCAGCCUGUGUGUUCACUCCCAAUAAACGUAAGUGAAAUUUCUAGAGUGAGCCAUAGUAAUCUCUGGAAUAUGAGAUUCAUGCCAUGAACUGCUGAAAUCUGUGUGUAUGAAACAAAAACCUGAUCACCAUUGCCUUGUCCUCUGAUGUUUGCCAAUUACAAAGGUGAAUUUUAUUUCUAUGCCAAAUACUUUUUGUAAAACACCUGGGAGGAAAUUCAGAAACAACAAUUAUAUUUAUUUGAAGUCUCCAGUGUAGAGAUUCACUCCUGCUCUCUUACCUCCCAUGCCAUUUUACUAAAUAUAAUUGUUUUAAAGUUACUGAUUUUAUUUUAAUAUUUAUUUUCAGGUUUAUUUUAUUAUUUUUAAUGAAUAUUUUAGAUUGCCUUUAAGGAACCACUUAGAGAUCUUUUGCAUCCUAAAUAAUGAGGGUGUUAUAUUAGAAGUCACUAAUGCCUUUCAUAUUUUUUUAAAAAAAGGUCCCUUCCCUUCUACAACUAGAAAAAAAUGUAUUUAAUAAUACACAUUUUUUCAAUAUGAUUCACCCUAAAAUAAUAUAUUUCUGCAUGUUAUUUUCACCAAUAUAUGCAUUUUUUGGGUACUUUACCACAAUAUAUAAUUUUUUUUGCAUGCAUUACUUAAGAACUACAUUGCAAAAUUUGAAGAAGGAUGGAUUUUGAAGGAUGACCUGGGCCUUGGAGGACUAAGUCUUGAUUGAGUUUAUAAGUUUAUUCUAGCAAAACUCCCAUCCUGGACCUCAGACAAGCACUGCAUGGGCUGGAAGGAAGUUCCAUUGAACAAAGGGGAAUACAAUCCAGAGUAAACUGUCUGGGGUCGCACUGUACAUAUAUAUUUCUAUAUUGAAUCUAGUCCUCAUAAAGCGCGGCUUAUGAGUGGAGUGAUUUGAAAGGAGAAUCCACUUGUUAAGCUUUCAAUUAAAGCACAGUAGAUGAAUCAAUUCUACUGCAUGCUCUUUCUGUGUUCCAGUCCUGUCUGGUCCAGUGGUACCUUGGGUUACAAAUGCUUCAGGUUAUGCAUUUUCAGGUUGUGCACCGCGCCAAACCCAGAAGGACCAGAACGGCUUACUUCCGGGUUUCGGCACUCACGCAUGCGCAGAAGCGCUAAAUUGCGCUUUGCACAUACGCAGAAGUGCUGAAUUGCGACCCACGCGUGCGCAGACGCGGCGCUGCGGGUUGCGAACACUGCGGGUUGCGAACGUGCCUCCCACACGGAUCACGUUCGCAACCCGAGGUUCCACUGUAUUCAGUUUGUAUCAUUAUUCUACACCUUUCACAAUCUACUGUCAAUUAAACACUCUUGGGGGUUUCUUUGCAUUUUGUACUCACUUUUGCUUUGGUCUUUUGAAAGGCUGAGGUCCGGUUAAAUGUUAACUGAAACAGUGUUGCUGAAAUAGACCUCAGCUCUCUAUUUUAAUUAUAACAAAUAGCAGCAACUUAAAGAGUAAGCUGUUAUUCCCAGUUAGAACACUUGCCCAUCUAACUCAAGCCCUUAGCUCACCAGGUUUUCAGACAGAAGUCUUUUCUAGUCCUUCCUGCACCAGGGAUGGAACCCAGAACCUUUUUCAUAUGCCCUACCACUGAGCUCUACCACCCUCCUACAUUUUCCUUUUCUUUUUCUAAACUGUGGUUCUAGUAAAGGAACUCUUAAAAAGAAAAUGUGUCCCAUCAAAGAAAAUGGAUGCUUCCAUACCUCGAAUGGUGUGUGAUCCUUGAAUGAUCAUGGAUCUAAUAUGCAAAGUGAGGGAUCGGAUCACUAUUGUUGUCAUUCGCAUUGCCAACAUGAACUUUGCAAUACUCUGAAUGACACUAUUAUGGUUAUAAAUACAUAAACAGACUGAGCAGGAUUGAUGCCAUUUCUGAUUGGUUUAUGCCAAGUGGCCUCAUGACAGAUUGUGGCUGAAGGUCAUAAUAGUAUGAAAAGACACAAAACAUGGACAUGGAAAAGGAGACUUUUUAAAGCUCCGGAAAAACAAAGGCUUAUCGGAGCAGCUGCCUUAAUUUGAGUAGCAAUUAUUCCUCUCCUACUCUUCAAGCUUUCUUUCUGUUACUGAGGUGGUUUCAGCUUUGGACAAACAAGUGAAAUUUUGAUAAGUUAAUCAGUCACUGUAGAGGACUUUUUUCUCCCAAGCUAGAGUAUUUCACUUUUCCUAAGUUUGGGAGUUUGUUAGUCAAUUGUGAUAAAUCUCUCAGUUUCCUCCUGUGUUCUCUCUCUCUCUCUCUCUCUCUCUCUCUCUCUCUCUCUCUUUUUUUCUCUCUCUGCUCUUUGGAAUUUCAGCAUCCACUUGUAGAUUGUCAUCAUUUUGAGGAGAUUUAAAGCAGGUUUAUAAGGAACAGACUAGUGGUUCUAAAAUGGGUGAGUUACAAAGGGGGCCUGCCAGUAACACACUGUCUUCUCAUUCAGAACUAUCUCUGAAUUCUUAAACCAACUUUUAAUUUGUUUAUCACAUUUUAAUCCAACCCUUCCUUGAAGAAGCUUAGAUUGGGAUGUACGAGGCUUCCCUUACAUCAACUCUGUGAGGAGGUUAGACUGAGAGCUAGUGGCUUAACUGAGGAGGAGGAAAGGGACUGAACCUAGACCUACCUAGACCUACCAGCAUGUCAGACCAAAGACUAGACAGCCUGUUAUAUAAAGGACUCCUCAAAAUGAGGAGAGUGUCCCCUCCUGGCUAUGGGACACAUGGCCAGUUUAGCAGACCCCCAGAUGUUGCUGGACUCCAACUUCCUCAUCCCUGACAAUGCUGACUGGGACUGAUAACAAUGUGGGUUCAGCAUCUGGAGAGCUCUCAAGUUCCGCACCUCUGGUGUCUGGUUACUCACUAGUAAACGGAAAGCAUCUUCAGAGGUACUUUCUUUUGCUUCUGCUACUCCGAUUACAGAAUUCAGCAUUUGUCUCAAGGCUUAAUUUGAACAAGUUCUGUGAACCACCCUGAAACCUCCAGGUACAGGGCAGUAUAUAAAUUCAAUUAAUAAUAAUAAUAAUAAGCAGGGUUUAUUUUCAGUGCCAGUUCUGAGCCUUGAGGAAUUUUAACACAACACCUCCGAGCAUGAGCAGAGUGCUUUUUUCUCACCACUGACUAACCACAAGCCCACCAUACACACCAGGGAUUAAGUUAUUCCAAGUCAGAAGGUAUGACUUUAAGAGUUUUAUGCCCCAUCAUCUCCCAUUUUAUACAUUAAUGUUCCAUCUGAUACUUGAAACAGGCCCAGUUAAGUCUCAUUUUUAGACACCUGAGCAUAUAUACACAAUCAAUGAGCUCUUAGUAAGAAGAAUGGGUUGUAUCAAACCAAGUUCUGCUAAGAGGAGACCUGUUGAAAUGAAUGAACUGACAUGUAUAUUAACUUCAGUGGGACUAACUCUGAGUAGGACUAGUACUGGACUCAAAUGGGGUUUCACACAACCCCCUCACACAUAGAAAGCAGAUGUGAGGCAACCAUGGAGUUGUAUUAACUAGUCUCGCCUACCAUACAUUUGGCGGUGGGGAUCAUGAUUUAUCUUGGUUCCUCUUUGCAUGGAGGACCUCCACCUUGGCGUUUACAUUGGGCCAAUCGCAACAGCCACCAAACACAUUGCCAGCAGGGGUGUAGUCCAUCCUUAACGUGGCAUCUGAGCAUGCCUGGCACAGGGACCCCUUUUCUCAUCACCCCCUUGCCUGUAGUUUCACCACAUGGUUAUAUAAACCCCUUUCACAUGCCACCACUUCCUGAAUUUGCUCCCCUCUGCACUUUGUAAACAAUGUACUUUGCACAAAGUACUUUGCACAAAGACAAUUUCCACAGACAGACGUUUCGGUGAAAUAAACCAUUGAGUGACAAGCCUAAUCAUGUAUUCUCAUGGUGAGAAAACUCCUUGUUUGAACUGCCCAACAACUUCAUUUUAGAUCGAUUAAUAUCAAUGCCACUGUGAGAACAAAGUGGUCCUUUAUUUUAAUGCUCAUGCUCCUACUGCUUUUUUUUAUUUUUAUUUUUUUGCCUACUAUAAUUCACACUAGAUGGAUUAAUUCUCUGUGUUCCUUCUCACACCCUUAACAGAAGGCAGAAGGAAACAUCUCUCAUGACAUGACUUCAAAGCACUAUGAUUUUCUUCCUCACUUGCGAAAGGUGGUAUCUGUUUUUCUCUUUAUUAUGCAAUGUGACAGGUUAAUGUUGCACACUUGAUGUCUAGCUGAGAUGACAAAAGGUUUCCAGAUGGAUCUAACAAGCAAGUAAUUAUGGUUGAUGAAAUUAGCAAUGUUUGUUUGCCUUAUUCGCCCCAAAGUAGAGAGUCUAUAAGUUGUUUAUUUAAAGGUUACAUAUGAACAAAAAGUCUCAUAGCACCUUAAAAACUGACUCAUUUAUUAUGGUGUAAGCUUUUGUGGACUACAGUUCACUUCACUAGGUGCAUCUAUUAAAGUUUGUAUCUUGAUUAAUUUGUUUUAGUCUUUAAGAUGCUGCAAGUCCUUUUGCUGUUUUUGUUUUGUUUGUUUUUGUUUUGUUUUUCUGCAAAAGACUAACAUGGGGGUAGCUGUGUUAAUUUGUUGCAGCAAAAACAAAGAGUCUUGAAACACCCUACAUUUAUUAUGGCAUAACCUUUUGUGGACUGAAGUCAUCUGAUGAAAUGAACUCAUGAAAGCCGAUGCCGCAAUGAAUUUGUUAGUCCUGAAGGUGCCACAGGACUCUGUUUUAAUCAGCAAUUUGAACUUCUUAAGAGAACAUUUUAAUGUUCUCAAGAGGAAGUUCUGCUUUACUCACAAAGGCACAAAUAUUGUCCUUCCUGUAGUAGGUAUAUUUUGUGUUGGAGUCAGAUGGAAGGAUAUAGUGCCAACUUCUCCUAGCAGAAAUGACCCAGGUCUAAGAUGGUUUUCAAAGGGUCACUUCACAUACUAAUGUUCAUCACUUGGUCUUUAAGCAAUGGAUGAUUGUGUAAAAUGUCUUCAUUGAAAUAUAUUGCAAGGAGCCCCUGAAGGCAGAGUCCUUGAUCACCUUUGUCUCUGAAGUCACAGCCCCAAAUUAUGUCAGUCAGAUAGAUAGAUAGAUAGAUAGAGAAGGCAAUUGGCAAGUCCAGGGUUUUUCUGAAAGCCACUGUGCUUUCCUAGGCAAAACUCACAAUAGCCAUAGGAAAAACAAGUACUUUUAUUUACCGUACUUCGACAUCCUUCUCCAGAAUCACUAUGAUUGCAAUACCCAAAUUCACUGUGAUUAAAAAUCCAUCAAAACAAAGUAUCAGUUUUGCCAUCAAACGUAAUAUCCCCCACUCCUUGAUCCCCCUCCCCACUAGAGCACACGGUAUUUCCCUAGCCAAGUUGGCUUAGCUUUUAAAAAAACAAAUAAAUGCAGUGGUCUAUUUUAAAUCACAAAAUGCAUUUUGAUGGCACCCUAACUGGGCUCAGGUAUACAGGAUGGGCUUUUCUUCUGCAAGGCCCACUUAGCAAGGCAGGAUAUAUGGUACUUCUCUCACUCCUUGCCUGGGGAGCAAAUAAUGCACUGGCUGACAUGCCCAGUGGGUGAAAUGUGGCUACCCUCAUUUGCAAUCAUUGAUUCUCCUGCCCACAGUUAAUUAUUUGACUAAUUGACUUGUCUUGAGUCUUCUUUCUGCAUGUGGGAACAACAAUUUCUCAGUUCCUGCUGCCUCCUGAUUAGCUGCUGGAUAGCAUUAUCAUUUUGUAUCCAAGAUGGCUUCAACAGAGUCAUUUUCCUUUGGAGAACAAAGCACUGGAGACAUAGGGUGGGAUCCAACAAAAUAGACUAGCAGUGACUAGCAGGAUCCAACGAAACAGUGACUUGUAGUUGUGCAAUGUAGUUUGCUCACCUUUCUACAGCUUGAGCACUCUCUAAAUCUGCUCCAGGGGUUCCCCCAACCCUCUACAGCCGAUCGGGGGCAGGGGGCACACAGAGAGAGGAGAGCGCAAGGAAGUUACAUUGUGCAGCUAAAAGUUAUUGUUCUCAUGUAACUGUUUAGUUGCAUGCCACUUUUACAGUUCAUUUAGAAUAUUGCUGAUUGAGAAAGAGUGAUACGGAAAGCUGUUCCCAAACAAAUCGUCAGUGCAGGCUUUAUAUUUGAGAAAGCCUAGCUUAAACGCCAACUGCUUCCAUAAAGGUGCAGAGUACGUCAUUCUCCUUCGCUCCCUUCUGUACACUGUGAGGUUUGCCGCUGAGAAUCUCAAGCGGGUAGAUGGAACAGGGAGCCAAAGUUCAUGGGCUCUCUGGGAGACAAAGACUGCCAAGCAGUAAGAGGUCGCUGGCCUUUAGCCAGGGUUAAACAAACAGUGAGUAUAAAUAGAGAAAUAAUUCACUACUAAUUUGCAACAUUCUAUACCACUCCUGGGCAACGAGAUCAUUUUCUACCAUAGAGAUGAAAUAGUCACCAAUUCUUUCUUUUGAUGCUUUUGCUGAAUGUUGAAUUAAUGUCCUGCAAAAACAGUGUAGUACGCAUUGAGGAUCUUUUAUACUCCAGGGGUCUUAUACUCCAUGGCUGCUAGUAUUGCAGUUUUUAGAGGCUUCUGGGAGUUAACUUGGAAGAAGAUCAGAGUCCUGUCUAAGCUGUUACCCAAAUAUUGUAUGAUGUGCGUAUGACAAAUAUGUGCUGUAUCAUAUUAAUUGCCUAAUUUGUCAUUACGGUGAUCUGAGAGCUAGUGUUAUGAGUCAAGGAAACCCAAGUGCCUUAUCAGCCAUGAAGUGUAUUGUUUUUAAUGCAAUAUACCUAUUUAUAUAAUGCUUUUCAAACAAAUACAAUUUUAAAAUAAGCCAUGCUGGUGAACACAUGUAAGAUGUCACUGUGAGCUGCAGCAGUGCAUCAUCAGGGUUGCACCUCAAAGGAGAUAGGACCAUGUGCAUUCAGCACAUUUUCUUCUUUCAGAUUCUUCUCCCACCACCACCAUUGUGUGCACAGUAUGGGACUGGGCCACCAGGAACUGGAAUGAUGGAGCUACUGCCAUUAUCCUUCACAGUCAUCUGCAUUCACCUGGUGCCAUCACUUUUUAUUCAUAUGUACUGUAAAGGUAAAGUAAAGGACCCCUGGAUGGUUAAGUCCAGUCAAAGGCGACUAUGGGGUUGUGACACUCAUCUCUAUUUCAGGCUGAGGGAGCCGGCGUUUGUCCACAGACAGCUUUCCAGGUCGUGUGGCCAGCAUGACUAAACUGCUACUGGUGCAACGGAACACUGUGACGGAAGCCAGAACACACAUAAAUGCCGUUUAACUUCCUGCCACAGUACCUAUUUAUCUACUUCCACUGGUGUGCUUUCGAACUGCUAGGUUGGCAGGAGCUGGGACAGAGCAACGGGGGCUCACCCUGUCACGGGAAUUUGAACCGCCGACCUUCCAAUCGGAAAGCCCAAGAGGUUCAGUGGUUUAGACCACAGUGCCACCCACGUCCCCAUCCAUAUGUAAUACCAGUAUGGGUUCACUUUAUGAGGCUAGGAAGUAGAACUGCAGGCACGAGGUUACAGGAUCAGCAUUGGCUAAUCCAACUUCCUGCUAGUGCAUGAAAUCUAUUACAGUAUUACAGCAUCCACCCAGUUCUAUUUGCCUUGACCAUGUCUAGGGUUGGAAGAUAAAAGAGGACAUGAAAGCUCUUGAAGCUUGGAAAGCAAUCUUUAUAUGGCACCUGUAAACUUUUGAAUAGCCCCAUUGCUGUAAAAAAUAAAUAAAACAAUAGCACAAACUGCUCUCUUUAUGUUAAGCAUAUAGAAAAAAAGAGUACCACCAUAUUUCUGUUAGUCUGGUUGCAUGCAAAGAAGGGGGAAAUACGAUGCGGAUGUUAUUCCUCUGAUUCAUGCAAUUGACACAGUUGAGUUUGAAGUAAAUAAAAGCAGCAAUUAAAUGUAAUUUCUUCUUUCUUUCUUUCUUCCUUCCUUCCUUUCUUUUUCUUUCUUAAUACCAUCCCUUGCUUUCCAGUCCCCCUGAUCUGAUUAAACAUACCAUUAGCUCAUAAUUCUGCCUAUACAGAUUCACUCUUUCGCUUGCCAUAUUUACAUAGAGUAACACUAUCUGCAAGUUAUGUCAUUCACCCAUUUAUGUAACCACUGGACUGACAUAAGAAGUAACAAUGGCUGGCACAGAAUUCAAGGAGCUCAGAAAGACUAACCUUCCACUUCCUUGCAACACAUCAUCGAAAGAAACCUGCAAGCAAACAAAACUACAGAGACACAAAAACAUACAGAAACAUCUUUCUCUCAAAGCACACAUGCACACUACAGUUAUUCCCACAACUCAUUUUCUCAUAUACAUCGGGUAGCUUGAUCAUAUGCAUGUUUAUUCAAAAAUAAGGUGAGGAAUGGGUAACAAAAAAAUGUUUAGCAUGGAGAAGACAAAGAGGUGAUACAAGAGUCAUCUUCAAAUUUCUGAAGGGCUGUCACAAGCUUUUUUUCCCUGCUGAACCAGUGGAUUAAUUUACAAGAAAGGAGACUCCAAGUAAACAUUAGGCAGAACUUUCUGAUGGUAAGAGCUGUUGAACACUGAAAUGGGCUACCUCAGAAUGGGCUCCCUAUCCUUCAUUUGAGGUUUUUAAAGAGUUUGGAUAGCCAUCUGCCAGGACAUCUUUAGCUGUGAUUCCUGCAUUGCAGAGAGUGACUCAUUGGGUCCCUUCCAACUCUACAAUUCUAUGGUUCUAUGGCUCAUGGUCAUGAUGGCCUUUGGUCGGAUCCCACAGGGCUCUUCUUAUAUUAAUAGGAGUUAGUAAAGGUAAAGGGACCCCUGACCAUUAAGUCCAGUCGUGGACGACUCUGGGGUUGCGGCGCUCAUCUCGCUUUACUGGCCGAGGGAGCCGGCGUACAGCAUGACUAAGCCACUUCUGGUGAACCACAGUAGCGCAUGGAAACGCCGUUUACCUUCCCGCCAGAACAGUACCUAUUUAUCUACUUGCACUUUGACGUGCUUUCGAACUGCUAGGUUGGCAGGAGCAUGGACCGAGCAACAGGAGCUCACCCCAUCGCGGGGAUUUGAACUGCCGACCUUCUGAUCGGCAAGCCCUGGGCUCUGUGGUUUAACCCACAGUGCCACCUGCAUCCCAUAGGAGUUACUCCCCAGUAAAUUAAGGGUGAGCCCACAAACCUCCCUUUGCUCAUGCCCCCAACACACAGCUGCCCCCUAUGGCAGGAGGACGGCAUCACUGAGCAUCCCUAGAGAAUGCAGUGCCAUAGGAAGGAAUGGGCUUGCGACAAGCCACUGCUUAGACGCAGGCAUGGCCAAACUUGGCCCUUCAGCUCUUUUCGGACUACAACUCCCAUCAUCCCUAGCUAACAGGACCAGUGGUCAGGGAUGAUGAGAAUUGUAGUCCUCAAACAGCUGGAGGGCCAAGUUUGGCCAUGCCUGGUUAGAGCAACAGCCAGAGGCAGGAGCCUUUGAGAGGUUGGCCCCACUUCUUGUGCUGACACAGCAACACUCAUCCCCGUGAAAACCAAGUGGAGGUUCAAAAGAGCAGUCACCUCUGUAUAUAUUAGCCUGCCCUCCCACACUGGGUGGCAGGGAAUAUUGGUCCUUUAGUGGAUCAGCUAGCAAGUGAUUGUGAUGAGGAACAGCUGCUGCUUCCAUAUGAUCAUUCACCAUCUCCAUCUGGAUGACACUGCUCCUUGCAGAUGGAGCUGCAGUGGAAGGGAUGCUCAGACGGGAAAGCAAGCAGCAGAGGCUGCAGGAAGCAGCUGGGGUUUCCUGCUCCUUCUGCAUUAGAGAACUGGUUGUUAGGUAGCAGAGAGGGAGGAAAGAUGGGAAGCAUUAACUGCUUCCACCACUCACUGUUCUCUGUGUUGUUUCACAACUCCCAUCUGCCCUGGCCAGAACGACUUGAGAUGAUGGCCAGGGCAGACUUAACACAAACUGGAGAGUGGGAGGUUGGAGAAGACUGCUCUUGCAGGUAGGCUCCCUGACAAAUAUAUGAGGCCAGUGCUUUUCUCUGGGGGGGACGGGACACAGGGGUGCACAUACUCCUAAACAUUUUGUGAAUCUUUUGUCCAUUUACUGUAUUUAUUUUUCCCAAUUUUCUUGAGUCAAAAUGCGAGUGGCCCUAAACAUAUUUUUUUUAAAGGCACUGUAUGAGGCAACCAACACACACUGCACAAAACUGGGUCCUCACAGCCUGUCAUUCAGUGUGAAGCAACCAGGCCAAGUCACAGACCAAAAAACUGAGUGAUUCCCAAGCCUGGUGUGGUUUAUUUUAGGUGAGUGUUUCUGUAUAUGUCUGUUUGUCUAUACUUUUUUUUUUUAGUUAACUUUCCAAACAUUUCUGUUGUUUUCUGUAAAUCGGGGGGGGGGGGGUUUGAUAACUUAAUACAAAUAACAUGUUAAAUACUGAGAAUCCGAGGAAACAGCAGGUUGGCCCACUCUGUGAAUGAAGUGCCAGGUGGCCUCGCCCUCAAUUCGAGCACAGGCUUGAGCCCACUUCCCCUCAUGCCGCCGCCCCAAAGCCGGGCGAGAGGGGGCGCCAAGCCCCUUGCACGGAGCGGGAGCAGCCGCUGGCCGCGCUCAAGAGGGACCCCCGCGACCGGUUCUGGUGUUUUUUUUCCUCGGAGAGACGCAGCCGGGACAGUGGCAACGGGCCCGGGCUGCUCUUUGCGGCGCCGGCGCUCUGCUCCGAGGCUUCCCUCAGCCUCCCUUGCUGGCUCUGGCCAGGGAGGGUCGUCCGCCCCGCGGUGGAGGAGCGGCGAGGAGGAGGAAAGGGCGCCGCAAGGACACUUGGCCGGCAGCGGCUGGAGAAGCGCCUCCCGCAGCCCCGAGACCUCGCUCGUCCCUUCGAGCCGCAGCUUCGGAGGGCGCCUUCGUAAGGGGCAAGGAAAGUGUUCUCUGCGGGCUCCGGCGCCUUCCCUGGCGAGGGGAAUCCCCACCAGCUCGGCUCGGCGCCCGGCGCCUGACCCCCAGCCCAGCCCGCGGCUUCCCCUCCGCCGGGACCCUUGGCGGCUCUGGCCCUUUCGCGCUAUGUUGAGCUCCUCUUGUGAUCUCCGGAGGAGCGGCCGCGGGCGCCUCGGCUCGCCAUUGGCUGCCCGGCGCCUGACGUCGAGGCUGUGGGGAGGCGUCGCGGGCGCGGGCCGCCGGAGGAUCGCUCCCAAACAUGCUGAAAGCCCCCGAGCAAGUGGCGGCGCUUGCAGCAGCUGCGGGAAGUCGAUCGCCGCCGCCGCCGCUCCUCGGGCGCUUGCGAGAGGGCAGGUCCUCUUUUCGCCUUCAUGCCUCCGGCCGGGCUGCCCUGACGUGAGCCUCACUUGGACAGCCAUGGGCGAUGGAUGGGGCUUCCUGGAGAACAGCGCUCACAACAGGUCCAACGCCUCCAGCGACAGCAACGGGAGCGACGCCUCCGGCGACAGCAGGCAGCUGGCCCCCCAGGAGCUGUCCCAGCAGUGGGUGGUGGGCAUGAGCCUGCUGAUGUCCUUGAUGGUGGUGUUCAUCGUGGUGGGCAACGGGCUGGUGAUCGCGGCCAUCGGGCGGACGCAGCGGCUGCAGACCCUCACCAAUGUCUUCAUCACCUCCCUGGCUUGCGCCGACUUGGUCAUGGGCUCCGUGGUGGUGCCCUUUGGGGCCACGCUGGUGGUGCGCGACUCGUGGCUGUGGGGCUCCUUCUUGUGCGAGUGCUGGACUUCGGUGGACGUCCUGUGUGUGACGGCCAGCAUCGAGACCCUGUGCGUCAUCGCCAUUGACCGCUACCUGGCCAUUAUCUCGCCCUUCCACUACCAGAGCCUCAUGACGAAGAGACGGGCCAAGAUCAUUGUCUGCGUCGUUUGGGCAAUUUCCGCGUUGGUGUCCUUCUUGCCCAUUAUGAUGCAUUGGUGGAGAGACACGGGCCAUGAUGCUAUGGAGUGCUACGAAAACCCCAGCUGCUGCGACUUCGUCACCAACAGGGCCUAUGCCAUCGCCUCCUCCGUCAUCUCCUUCUACAUCCCCCUCUUUGUUAUGAUUUUUGUCUACCUGAGGGUCUACAGAGAAGCGAAAGAGCAGAUGAAGAAAAUUGACAAGUGCGAGGGCAGGUUCUACAACAGUCACCAGCAGCAACAUCAGCCUGUCCACCAGGACCUGCCGAUUUUGGGCAAUGGUCAAGCCAAUAGAAGGAAAACCUCCCGCAUUUUGGCUGUAAGGGAACAGAAGGCCCUCAAGACUUUGGGCAUCAUCAUGGGAGUCUUUACUCUCUGCUGGUUACCCUUCUUCUUGGUCAACGUGGUCAAAGUUUUCAACAGAGGCCUCGUACCCGACCAGCUCUUUGUCUUCUUCAACUGGCUGGGCUAUGCCAACUCUGCCUUUAAUCCCAUCAUCUAUUGCAGGAGCCCCGAUUUCCGCAAAGCCUUCAAGAGGCUGCUGUGCUGCCCUAGGAAAGCCGACCGAAGGCUGCAUGCUACCACUACGGAGCUCUCUCGUUACCCUGGGGGCUUCAUCAGUACUCUGGGUAACAGCCCUCCAUGCACUCUGGGAGGGACAUGGUCUGCUUACAAUGGUGGGACGCAGGAUGGAAGUGACUCCAGCUUAGAGGACAGGAACAGUAAAACCUCCUAUUCAGAAUCCAAGGUAUAAGGGCAGAUGGUGGGGAGCAUCAAAGCCAUGGAUUAGGUGGGCACACUGCAGUUCAAGAAGGGGAACCAAAGAAACAGGCAAGGGAAGAAAACACCCCCACCAGGGGACUGGCUAAUAUACAAACACCAGACUGAGCUGUCUCACUUGCAGGGGGGCGAGGCGGGGGGGGGGGGAGAGAUUUUAUUUACUUAAGGUGAAAAGCAGGUGAAUGUGUAUGCAUCGGACCACUUCUGACUCAUCAGAAACCGAAGCAAACAGAGAGCAACUGACCAUUGAACAAAAGAGAUAAACGGCCCAUUUCCCCAAGCUAUUUGGAUUAUUAUUAUUAAGGAUAAUAAUAUUUGCAUGGAGGGGCUGUUGGUGAGCCAGGAAGAGGGCAGAAAUAAGUUGGAAGGACUUUGCACAAGAAGUGUUUCAGGAAGAGCUGAAGUCGUGGCAGGCACUUAGCCUGACAGGCAUUGAAAAGGGCGGGGGAUUCUUCUCCUGAUAUUGAGGGAAACAGGAUCAAGCCCUUGUUGGCUUGACCGCAGAGCUACAUAGAGCGUUUUUUUCGUUGUUUGUACUAAUCCCAGGCAUUCAGUAGCAGAAAAAGUAGCCUGGUUAUUUAUUUAUUUUUUAAAAAAGAAGUGCUGGUCACCCAGUGCAAAUUUCAGGCACUCAGCACCUUUGCAAACCGUGCUAAAAGUCUCUUUAAUAAGCCAUUGAAAAACUAUUCCUGUGAGUUUUACCAUGCAGUCUGAUCCUAUGAGUUUGAUGGAACUUACUUGCAAGUAAGUGUGUGUUAGCUUGUAGCCUUAAUAACUUAGUGGCCACACUCUUCUUAAACAUCUAGAAGGUAAAGAUACACCAGUAAUAUUGUUCAUUGUCAUGUUUGUGUUCUGAACAAAUCUCUCCUGUUUUUGAUUUUUUUCAUCCCAUUGACUUUCUGGGGUGUGUGUGUGCAAUUUUCUUGUCCUAUGAGACAACAGCAAUCAGGCUAUAAAACGUCUACCUCAAGCUGUGCAUAUUGUACAGAAAACAAAUGUGUUUAUAUUAAACAGCUUAUUUAUGUAUCAUUAGUUAGGGUUUUGUCUUUGUUUUAUAUAUAUAGAGAGAGAGAGGCAGGAGCAUUGAUCCUCUGUAGACAAUUUGUUCACAUUGAAAAUUUAAGGGGGGGGGAAUUGGCUGGGGGAACCAGAAAUAUUACUGCACAUUUGAAAAGAAUGAGAGAGGUUUUUCUUUUGCACAGUGUUAGCAAUUGUAGUUUGAUGCAUGCUCUCUGUCUCUUACACACACACAUACACACGCGCACACAGACACGCAGAGAGAGAGAGAGAGAGAGAGAGAGAGAGAGAGAUCCACUGGAAAACAAAGAAGGGUGUUGUUGUUUUUAAAAAGCAUCAAAUCCCAUCCUGAUAUUUGUUGUUGUCUGAUAUGUUGUCAUUUUAUUAAAAAAAAGUGUUUUAUAUUAUUUAAUGGAGGUACUGUAAGUGUAUUCAUACUAUAAAAGAAUCUGUUCUAAGAGAUUUUAUAAGUUAUAUUUUUUAUUCCCAAGAGUCCAUGUGAACCUGUUGAGACUUCAACACUUCAUUGUCAUUUCCCAUUUUUUGUUUGUGUGUGUGUGUGUGUGUGUGUGUGUGUGUGUGUGUGCUCGUGCAUGUGUGAGUGUGUAUGCAUUUUAUAAUGUAUUUAUAUACUCUGGUGCAGUUUACUACUGUAUAAGUCAUCGGUCUAUGUGCAAUAAAUGCCACUGCAGCACAAGC
This is a messenger RNA of Podarcis lilfordi (Lilford's wall lizard), 50827 nucleotides long. Lineage: Eukaryota; Metazoa; Chordata; Lepidosauria; Squamata; Lacertidae. The record is from the annotation of a GenBank genome assembly.